Messenger RNA from Pelobates cultripes (western spadefoot toad), 66761 nucleotides. NCBI's taxonomy places the organism in Eukaryota, Metazoa, Chordata, Amphibia, Anura, Pelobatidae. The record is from the annotation of a GenBank genome assembly.
GAAACCCUCUCGCGCCGCUUAACCUCGCGCCAUCUCCCGGCCGCGGCACGCGCCCGACAUUCUUUUUUUUUUUUCUCGCUGCUCUCCCCCCCUUUCUCUUCUCACCUCCUCCCACACCGAACUCAACAGCGCCACCUGCCGCCAGCGAUACCGCACUACACCCAGCCAGCUCUGCUCCCCCCCCCCGCCAUCCUCCUCCCCCCCCCUCCUCCUUUCUUCCGACUCUCAAUGUUCGGCAGCCGGCCGGAGCCUGCUCGUUUCCCCCCCGGCUCGCUAUCUCCAGGAUUCCCCUCCCCGCCGCACCGUCCAUCGGCUCGAGGCUCGGCACGGGACCCGCUCCGGAGGUGAGGGAGGAGGACGCGGCGGUGGCACGGGGGAGGGAAGGCGGGCAGGGAGCGAGCUUUGUUCUCGGUUUCAGCCCCCCCGGGGGGGAGAGUAUGGGGGGGGUAGGGGAAUGGGGGGCUGGAACUGACUUCACUUGGUCCACCAUAACCACAUACCGUGUGUGAUUUCCCCCCCCCCUCACCUUCAACACCCCCAGCCCUGUCCUCAAACCGGCUGCCAUACCCCCCCCCGACCCCCUCCUGUAAGCAAUGGGAGGGGGGAGGGGGGGGGGGGCAUUUUGGUCAAAAUGUCUGUCUGCAAACAGUAGCAUUGGCUGGCAGUGUGCUCCAUCCACAGGCAGAUACCCCCAAUAACCCAUCACAUUAUACCCCCACACACAGAGAGAGAGAGAGCUAUAAAUAGGGUUAAAGUACCCCCAGCCCCCCUCCUUCCUAACCCCCUUCACACACCUUAACACUGGCUGCCAAGGAAGGGGGGCUGGAGUGCCCCAGCUAUCAGUGAGAGGGGUUAAAGACAUCAAUCUGAAAAUGGUUAUUAAAUGGGGAGAUACCACAACACAGUCAAACGCCUCAGUGUAAAUAUUUACAAGGCAUUAGUGACUUAUGCUAUUUACAGUAUAUGUCAAAAGUUAUUAUUUCCCUUUGGCUGGAGUUCUCCCAAUACUUCUUUUUUUUUUUUCCUCUGCAGCUUUGUUGAUAGCAAGGGAAUCACAUUUCUCUUCCAAAGCUUGUUUGUUGCAUUUGCUUUUAUAUAUAUAUUUUUUUAUAUAUAUAUAUAUAUAUCAGUUAUAAACGGUGUGACUUAAUUCAAUCGUUGAGAGGUCUCUUAAUCAGUGUUUGUUUUGUCUAAUAAAUUGAAUGGGGGACUGUGGUGCUUUAUUUAAACAUUAAACCACAAUUAUUGUUAGUUUAGAAUUUAAAUACCAUGGAAGCACCUUUUUUCAAAAACAGAUUUUUAAAUUUUUUUUUUUUUGGUAUUGUGGGGCGAGCAUUUCUAAUGCUUACAGUAAUUUUUAUCUUAUAAACCAUAUUAAAGUGUCAUCUUUCUUCUGUGUAAUUGAAUUGAUUGUAGCUGUCGUUACGAUAUGAUAAAGUUGAUUUUGAAAGUAUUCAUUCGUCUUUCCUUUGACAGGUUAUACUACGUAUAAAUAUAGUCCAUCAAGAUGUCAAGUGAUAGGCAAAGGUCAGAUGACGAAAGUCCAAGUACCAGCAGUGGUAGUUCAGAUGCUGAUCAGAGGGACCCGCCGGUGCCUGAACCAGAAGAGCAAGAAGAAAGAAAACCUUCAGCGGUCCAACAGAAGAAAAAUACCAAAUUAUCCAGUAAAACCACUGCUAAACUAUCCACUAGUGCUAAAAGGUAAUGGGCAAAGGAAAAAAAUAGACAUGCCACAGGAUGUGAAUGGAAAAAUAAAACUUCCAGUGUACUCGCAGAAGGCCACAAAAGACCUUUCAUAAAUUGGUGCAAUUCUCUUGUACAAUAGCCACCCUUUGAUAAAUUGGGCUUGGACAUUGAUGAACAAGCACUUAAGUUAGGAUGCUAGAGUGUCAGUCAAGUACCAACCCAACUGAUUUUACAUCAGAUUUUGGACUUACGGAAAAAUAAAUCUGUGUUAAAUCUAUAUAAGGGCCUUUUUGGACCAUCAUUAGUCAUUCCAUGGAUUACUUAUAACAGAUUUAAUGGCUUGUUAUGUGUAUAUAGUCAUUUUCUUUAGAAUAUCAAAUUGAGUAUCCAUGCAACCACUGUGUGAUACUUAACAGUAAAUCUGCAGUUGUAUCUAAGUUCUGGCAGAUCUGUUUGCUUCAUACAUCAUUCAACAAGCAUUUGUAAAAGCAAGUUUAUUCCAGGUGAAAUAAAUCGCUUGGUUCUAUUUUUUUAAUUUGCCAUGUACAACUUGUGUCUGCCCCAGAUUUUGAAAUAUUAUAGUUCACAACCUUUACCAGAAAAUGUGAUCUUUAAAUUUUUCAUGCUGAUGUCCAAUCAGCAGUUACAAAAGUCUUUUGAAUUUUACUUUUUUGUCCUAUAUCCGUCAUAUACUCAGGAAUUGACUAGUAAAAAUCUUAAUUUUUCUGCUCAUCAGACUCAAACUUUUGAUCCGUCAAAGUAAGCAAUAUACAUUAUGUACACUAUGUACAGCACUGUUGACUGAGACAAAAUGCACAUUUGUAACUUUACGGUUUCUGUUUGGUUUAUUUUUAUUUAUUUGUUAUAUUUUGCUGUAAAGCGGUUAAAAGACAGCCAGUCAACACUUUACUUUAAGAAGUGUAUUACUUUUGCAUAUGCAAGAUCCAGAACAUUUACAAUUUUUUUUUAAAUAUGUUUGAGGUACAAUGUUUGCUUUGUAACUAGGUAUUGAAACGUGCAUAUAACCAAUCUGCACUACAAAUCUGGAAAAGGUUAGAUCCUGAGAUCAUUGUCAGAAGUAAUAAGGUGAUACAUACACAUGUUUAAAAGGACAUUUUAGGUUGGAUAUGACGUAUUCAUUUUAAUGCAUGUUAACGAGUUUUAAAAAUUGACUAAAACAAUACAUUUUAAAAUAAUAAGCCAUUUUAAAGUUCUUGCAUUGCUGUGCUUUCAACCAGGAUAAGACCUAGGCUCACCUAAAGUGGAAUUUUUGUGCUUGGUUUCUGCACAGUUGGGCUAUGAAAUUACUUAUGGAUUGUGCUACUAUUUAGAACAAAUUCUAGUUUAUUUUUUUUAAUUUAUAUUGUAUGUGUAGCUGUCCUGGCACAACCAGAGAAUAAUGUGCAUAUUUCCAUUGAGUGCCAUCCUCACAUUCACCUUUACAUCACUAUAGGAGGGAAGUCCAAGUGUUUCCCUGAACUGGUGAAUGGUCUGUAUAUGUCAAGUGUGCUUAGGUCAUCAGGACCACCAUGGGUUUGCAAUGUCCCCAGUGGACACAAAUUUGCAGAUGGAGUGAAGUAUGUUUUUACCGUACCCCCAUUGCACUACUAACUCUGUAACUACUUGAAUAGAGUUUGCUGUAAUCAGGGAAUGAAGAAUUGACUUUAAAUUUCUCCAGUACUGUGUAUACUACAAUCAGGGCUCAAUGGGCACUACAAGGGCUUCUAUUAGUAGCAGUUCACCUGUCAGUUUCUACGCAGAUAGCGGUCAGCUGAACUAAAGUUCAAAGUUAUAUAAGUUAUUGCUUCAUUAAAGUAGAAUUUAGGAGCAAAAAGGGAAAUACUGAUGGUUAUGUUUGAGAGGAAAGGUAGGAAAAGGAGGGCAUAUGGGAUCAAAUAUUAAUAAAUCAGUUUGCAUAACAAACUGUAAAUUGAUCUAUACAGUGCAUCUAAGUCUACCAGUGGUGUCCAUUUUAAUAUUAUAGUAUGUGGCUCUCUGGUAAACUUUAGGAAUGCCAGAUGUUUGUGCUGACUCCUAACGUUUUAGAUUUUAGUGUUUUUUUUUGUUUUUUGUUUUUUUUUUAAAGAUUGCACUCUGAUUAUUUAAUUAUUAUGGUUUAGCUUGUAUACCAACACAUAUAUAGAAUUGUUUGCACAGAAACUAGAUUUUUAAUCCCUUUUGCUCAGGGCUAUUAUUAAGUACACAAAUAGGUUUCAGAAGAAGUUUGUUUUACUUAGCGAAAAUCGGGUAAAAAUCUAAAAGUGGGGCAAAUAUCAUGGAAACAUGGAAUGCUCCUAAUUAUCCCAUUUUGUUUUUAGAGUACGUGAACAUUACUGUUCCAAACCACUUUUUAAAUCUCCCAGAGACUUACUAUUCAUAUAUGGCACUUAGAGUCAUUGCAAGCCAGCACAUACGUUUCUGUCAGCAGCACAUUGUUCACAUCUCAACUCAUGUCUCCUCUCAGCUUGUUGCCAGUUGAGAGGUGUCUUUUGCACUGUCUAGCAGUAAUAUAGUUAAUAAGUACUGAAUACAGUAAUGUGAUGUAAACCCAUCAUCAAAUGUUAAAUUGUGCUGUAUGCAGUAUGACCUAUGCAAUUCAGUUUAGAACACAUUUUACCACAAAGCUAAAGAGUAUACCUCUCUGCACAUAUCCACAGCUUCUUAAAAUCUUUGGAAUCUAAAGUUGAGUAUUUUAAUGUGUGGUAGCUCCUCAUCUGUAGUUUGGCCAUCCCAGCCAUACAAGUUUUCAAAAUGCCUUCCUGACUUUUGACACGUGUAACAAGUUAAUUUUGUCAAGUGUCAUUCAGGUUAAUUUGUUUUUAAAUAUUAACAUUUUUAUUAAGGGAUUCAUUCAUAUUUCAAUUAAGUAAUUUUUGUUCUUUGAUUUUUCUGAAGUAAGAAUUAGAUUAAAUUAAGCCAACACCUAAGUGAGCUAAUUGUUUGUUUUAUUUAUUUUUUUACACUGUCUAAUAAGUAACAUGUCCCUCAAGCAUUUUUCUUCUUUAACCCUCCCCCCUCUCCCCCCCCCCCUCCCCAAACACAGGCUGGAGGGGGUAGGGGUAAUCAUAUAGUUGUGUGUUAGCCAAAUGUUUAAUUGUAGAGUCUAUAUAUGCUUUGCCUAGGCUGAAAAGUAGACUUUUGUUAAUAAAAAAAAUAUUCUACAUGAUAGAUAUAUUUGGGAAUAAUGUAGUGAGUUUGUGUAGAUGCUCCAAAAGAUAUUUGUGGUCAUCUAAAUGUCAUUUGGUCUGCAUUAUGCUGCUUGAUUUAAUGUUUUUUUCUGUUUCUGUAUAGAAUAUGUAUAUUUUUAAAAGGUGAAUGUUAAAGGAACCAUUUGAGAUCAAAAUAUAUUAUAUAUAAUAUAUAUUCCUUUUUUUGUUUAGAAGCCCAACUUGUUAGAAUUUUUACUUCAGCAAUUUAAUUUCCCUGGAAGAACUAUAAAACAUUUAAGCAAAGCUUGGUUAAAAUGUGUUCUGAACUCUUAAUCAGGAGUGCAGCAAAUUUGGUAGGCAUUCUUUUCUAAAUGAUGUUUAAAUAGUAAUAGGGGCACAAUCUGUCAAAAAGCUUUCACUGCUUAUGUUACAGCUUGUUAAUACUGCCUCUGUAAGAGCACUGUAACAGGUUUAAAGUCAGUGUCAAAUAUACUGAAGUCCCCCCCCCCCCUUUUUAUCUAAUUUGCAUAUUAGCUUUAGAAGGAAAUCUAUCCGAUAAAUAGUGUCUCAUUUCAAAUGUCAUUCACUUUUCUGAGCACGUGGAUGUGAUCUUUUUCUGUCCCUUACGUUUGUGAACUACAUUACUGCACUGUAGGUGUUAGAAUACAGCUGCAAGUUUCCUCUAUUUGUAGGAUUUGGGUUAUGCCUCGGAGAACAAAGAGGAAGCAGCCAUGUUAUCGUUACUGAAGGCAAAGCCAAUCUUGCAUUUAACAACAUCAUGGUAGAGGGCAGUGUAAUUCCCCGAUUCAUUCUACAGACUGUGUUUGAAAUGCUGUAUUUCUGUUCUCAUUUUACUUACAGAAUUCAGAAGGAGUUAGCUGAAAUAACCCUUGAUCCUCCUCCAAACUGCAGGUAUGUAACCAUUUUUAUUUACCUUUUUUUGCUGAUUACUAAAUUACAAAGUAAUUGAAGUUUUGUGGUGAAAUCUAAUUUUUUUUUAUUUAUUUUUUUGUGUGUGUGUGUGUCAAUAGCACUACACAAUAAUAGAAAAAUGUGCAUCAUUCCAUUGUAAAGUUGAUGAAUGCCUAGCAUGUUAUUUAUAAAAUAAUACCAUAGCUAAUAGCCUAGCAUUUUUUUUUGGUUUGCUUUUUCUGUAAGAUUUUAAGUGUGUACUAUACGACUUUUUUCAUUAGGAAUUGUUUAGCUUAAGUUACAUUGUUUAAGGACUUUUUGUUUUAAAAUAUUCCUGUUUUUAAUAAUUUUAUUUUGCUUGCAUUUGUUCUUGAAAUAUGUUGUUAAACAUUAUUUUUGCUUGGCAAUCAAAUUCAUAUUAGAGCAUUCAUUCGGGUUCAUAAGACUCACUGAGUCAAGUAAACCGCUCAGGACUAAUAUUGCAGACGUAUUUUAUGAGAAUGGGAUAUUUCAGCUCGUAGUUAAUACAAUUCCUGUAAUUAAAAUGAUAAUGCAAAGUUAGUAAGUUUCUUUGCUUUUAUGGAGUAUUUAUUUAGCUCUUAUAAAGCAAACCGCUUGUGUAUUUUACCAAUCUUAUAAGAAUAAUGCGCAUCUAUAUUUUUAAUUAUUUAUUUUGUGAUAGAUCUUAUGGUUUAAAAAGGUGACACUUUUGCGCUUUGAAAAUUGAUGAUUUAUGCUCACUGUUGCUGUCUAAAUGGUCUGUUACUUUUUGUUUUUUGUCAGGACAUGACCUACUUUUGUAUAAUAUUUUAACUAUUUUAUAUUUCUUUGAAGUUGGUUAUUAGAUUUUUUUAAUUUGUUGGCCAUGUAUAAAAGUGCAAUUUCAGUGCCUUGUAUAGUAUUGUAAUAAUGGUGCAGUGUUUUAAAGCUGAGGAAAACUCUUACAGGUAGUAGUGGUUAAGCUGUUAAAGGUCACUUGUAUGUUCUGAAAUGUGAAUUGUUUGUGUAGGUAUAUGUUCAUAUUGAGCCAUGCUAUUUUUAGAAAAUGUAACAUAGCUACUCUCAGAUGUUAUUUAAUUUGAUAUUUGUUCUGUAGUCAACAAAAAUAUUUACAUCCUAAUAUGGUGUUUUAUGUGCAUUUUGUUUUGCACUCUUUACAAGAGCUAAACCGUGUAAGAAUGCUGAUUUUGUGUGUGUGUGUGUCUUAUAUGGCAUGUUAUAGAAAUAAAUGCAUCCGCUGUUUAGAGCAGUGGUAACGUUACUGCCUUAGAAUCUCGAUCACAUUUUCUCACCUGUAAGUGUCCUUGAGCGAGACCCCUAACGAUGUAUAUCUGCCUAUCUCCGAUCCUCAUAGAUUGUAAGCUUUUUGAACAGUGCCUUCUUCACCUCUAAAUUUUUCAUUCUAUAAGUGUGAAACACUGUGGAAUAUGUUGGUGCUAUAUAAAUGAUGAUGAUGAUGAUAAUACAAUACAUCUCCUUUAAAAAAAUUUUACACAAUAAGUUGCUUAGGUGGCAGGUGGAUUAGAUCAGAACAGCAAGAGACAAGUCCUUUGAUCAUCCAUCAAUAACAAUGUAAGCUGUAAAAUGCUCAAUUCAAGAAUCCAGUCUCUAAAUGUGUCAAGUCUCUCUGACAUAUUUAGUGGAAAUCAGGAUGGCUGGCAUGUUAGUGUUAUUGACUAUUUCACUGUAUCGCAAUGAGGCUAAAAUCUCCCUGUCAUGAAUAAAGACAAUAUUUUAAUCUAACUGGCACAAUCCUUAUUUGUAUAUUUUUUAAGAAGAGUCCUACUAUCAGUACAGUCCUAGGUAUUCACUAACUUGUGAAUUGUUGAAAGUUAGCUUGGUGCCUGCAAACUUAAAGCCAAUAUAGCUGAUUUGGGAAUUUAUGUCACCAAUGUUUGCAAAUGUUGCCAUUCCAUGGAGACCCCUGAGGGUGUUUUUAAAGCCCUUAAUAUUAUUAUUUUUUUAUUUAUUUUUUGAGAUGUUGAACUAGCUGCUGCUGUAUCUACCCUUUUGUUUUAGAAUAAUUUUCUAGACAGUGGGUGUCCUAUUUUGCCAACAUAAUGUUUUAGGACAUUUCACACACAAUACUAGAUAAAGGGAAGAUUGUUAACCGUGGGUUUCUCUGUGCCUUUUACUAUAUUUUUUUUAUAAAUGCAAUCUACAUUAUCUGUCUUUAAAGUUACUCCAAGCACAGUAACUACUAUAGUGAUCUGUUGAGUGACAUUGCCGCUUUAAAUCGUAAAAUUUUUAGUGGUUUGAAGUGCAAAAUUCAGAUGUUGACAUGCACUGGUAAUGAAUAUAUUUGUUAAACUUCUAGAAUAGUAGGAUAUUGCUACUAUAGAAGAAGCUUCCAGAAUAGUAGAAAAUUGUUACUUUAGUGUCCCUUUAAUGAAAAGGGCUUAAAGGGACACUAUAGUUACCAGAACAACUACAACUUAUUGAAUUUGUUCUGGUGAGUAGAAUCAUUACCUUCAGGCUUUUUGCUUUAAACACUGUAUUUUCAGAGAAAAUGCGGUGUUUACAUUACAGCCUAGUGAUAACUUCAAUGGCCACUCCUCAGAUGGCUGUUAGAGAUCUUUCCUGGGUCAUGGCUGCCUAAAACGCAUCCAAACAUUCAGUGUCUCUUCCCUCUGCAUGCAGACACUGAACUUUCCUCAUAGAGAUCCAUUGAUUCAAUUCAUCUCUAUGAGGAGAUGCUGAUUGGCUAGGGCUGUGUUUGAAUCAUGCUGGCUCUGCCCCUGAUCUACCUCUUUGUCAAUCUCAGCCAAUCCUAUGGAUCAAGCUACCACUUCUGAUGAUGUCCUGCUUGUUUUUGAGUCAAACAGCAUGCAGAGUUACAGCUUCAGGCUUGAAUACAGUAAGAUUUUGCUAUAUAUAUGGAGGCAUGAGGGGCACAGGGGGGCUAGAUGGUGGUUUUAACACUAUAGGGUCAGGAAUACAUGUUUGUGUUCCUGACCCUAUAGUGAUCCUUUAAUAUUUGUGUGUUAAAAAUAAAAUGAAAAAAGUCUGCUUACGCUUUGGUGUAAAAGAGUUUGUAGAGAAACACUCCUGCAUUUUAAUUGGAAUUCUUUACUAAAGCAGGACAUUUUGGAGAAUUGACAUGACCUGUAUCUUUGUUAGGGAGAAUUCUGCAAUUCCCUUGUCAAUUUUCUACCAUAUUUAGUCUUGCGAAUUAACACUUUGUAUCAAUUGAAUGUUGUUGAUUAACAAAGAUCUGGAACCAGAACAAGUAGAGAUGAUAAAUGGUUAACUAUGGCUCCCUUAUCACUCCUACUAGUAAGAUUGGCCAAAGAAAAGUCACCUGUCAAUAAGAUUAAUCAGACUGUAUUAAAAUAAAGCUCUAGAUAUUCUGGUUAAAAAUAUGGCAUUGUUUGUUACUUACGUUAAGAGUAUUGCAAGAUUACAUUACUGAAUAUUCUAAUUCUAGGUGAUAACUCAUCUCUGUGCUUUUUAAAUAGCUCCUUUAGAAUCCACAGGACAAAUGUUACUCGUUCUACUGCCAAAAGAAGAAAUAUAAGGCGCUUAUCACAUGGUAUUAGCUUGGUUUGUUCAUAAAUCUUGUUGGUGUAUUUUAUCAUAAUCUUGUCUGGUGAUAAUUGUUUUUUCCUAGUAGCUCUUUAACCUAAUUAUUCAUCCUUCAUUAGCCAACUAAAACAACAAGGGAAAAGGUUUGAAUGAACAUAAAUUGUUACUGAAGGGGGUUGGGAAAUUUUUCGGCACGCUGAAUAGUAUGACAACGUAACUUCUAAAUUUUCAUCUGGUGGUGUACAUUUUAUUCCAAAAAUUGUCCAUGAAAUUUGUUCAUUAUUUCUAUCAGCUACACUAAGAUUAGGUGGAAUAACUCACGCAAACAAGAGUGGCAAAACAGAAUUUCCUAUAUGGUUUCAGGCAUAUAGAGGAUUUUUGUUCAUUUAAAAAAAAAACCAGCUGAUUGUUGUAUACUGCAAAACAUACUGCAUGCACCGCACCAUAUAUUAUCUACGAUGUACAGGAUUUAUUUUAUAGCGUCCAUGACUCUAAGUAUAUUUACACCUCCAUUACCUUUUUCCAGCAGGGAGGCAUGCAACAUCACCGAGGAGGCAAGUCCUCCUCCGCGAUGGGCCAGUGCAGUGCUUCUCGUUGAGGAGCGAGCCUGAUGCCUAUGCGCCACACACAUCCAUGCAUUUCUUAUGGGGGUUUGCUCAUCACGUUACUGAGUUUUACAAUCCAUGUCGUGGAAGCUCCUCUAUUGGCUGUCAGUAUGAGGUGUAAAUAUUGUAGUUUAUAUAAAAAAAAAAAAAAAAAGAAUUUUAAAUGUGCAAGAUUAAAACUACAGGACCACUGCAACCAGGCCACUAAAGUAACAUGAAAUAUUCACGUUUGUGUUCCCUUUCAAGUGACUUCAACUAAAGGUUCUUUUCAUUAAAUCUGUUUAGAACAGUAACACAGAUUAUUUUCAUCUAACAAAUCUAGUUAUUUUAGCUGUAAUUAUCACUUGAAGAUCUGACAGUUUUCCAGUGUGGUAUGUCAUCUUGGAAGUGUAUUAUAAUUUACAAAUCCCCUGUGACUAAGGCUGAAGCAAGCAUAUGAUGCCAUUUAUAAUUUUCUGAGUAGGUCCUGCUUUUUCACUGUCAAGAAAAAAAAAAAUGUAGGUAUAUACCCCACAUGCAGGAAACAAAUUGUGUAAGUCAUAUGUAAGGGUUUGUAGACCAUUUCUGAUGGUGACACUUUCAAAUGUUUUAGAAUUUAAAGGGAGUAUGAUCCUUUUCAGACUUUCUGUAGCAUUGAUUUAUCUCAUUUAAACUGUAAAGGGUCUGUCUUGCAUCAUAACUACAACUAAACGUUGUAGUGGUUAUGGUUCCAGAAGUCCUGGUGCCAUCUCGCUGUAAGUAGUCAAACACUUUUUUUUUUUUUUAAAUGGUUUGAUACUUUCUGUUGUAGUUCUUAGCCUAUCCCCUUUACAAUAAUUUUUGCUUUAUUUUUUUGAGAUUUUGUUUUAAUCUACACUUCUCUGUUAUCAAUAUCAGUUGUUUCCAACAUAUACAGGGCUAGUGAUAACCUGAGGACAUAUUAGUUCAGUACUCAGAGCCUAUUGCUGCAGUCCAAAUUGGUCAGAAUUGAUAACUAAUAAUGCAAAAUUUACACUUCCACAUUAUCCAGUAUACUGAAGAUAGGAAACUCAGGGUGCUAAUGUUGUUUUAAAGUGUUUGACAAAAACUGGGGGAUGGCACAUAGACGCUUGGCAUCGUACCCACUACACUGAGCUCUCAUGGUUGUGUUAAAGUGCCAUUUUAAUAUUACUAGCUAAUGGUACAAGUUCUAACCUGCUAUGCUUAUCACAUUUAAUUCCUUCCUUUUUUUUUUUUUUUCCUCCUUAAUAUUUUAAGCACAAUAGCAGCAGGUCUGAAAGAAACCACACGUAGCCUUUCUUGUGUACAUUGUACGUCAAGAACUUUUUUGGACAAAUGGUAAACUGCUUGGGAUGUAGCUUAUCAGCAGUACACCAUUAACUGAAAUUAGCCCUACAAACCAAGACAAUUGUGCGUGUGCCUCUAAGAGACAUUAUUAUUUAAUUUGGGGAUAAAAGAGAAACUAUAUAACAAUUUUAAGUUAACGCCAUCCAUUUCUUUCUUCUUACUUUACAAAAGUAAUAGUAGCUUAAAACAAUCCCACCUGCUGCUGUUUCUUUAUAUAGCUAUGAUUAGGUAAUGUUUAUGGAGAAGCAGCUCUCUAUAGAAGUACAACUUUCAUUUGUCUCUUUUCCACUUUCUAAAGCUUUGCUUAUUACGAACUAUAUAUUUUAAAAAGCACCAGCAUAGACAUACAAGCAAGUUCAACUAGAUAAGUUUGAUGUGAAUGAAGAAAAAAUAGAUGGGGGUUCAUCUCAAGCAAAUAUACGAUCUUUAACACUUUCAGUGUAAAGGACAUUGUUGGCAGGCUGCCCACGAUGCCUCAUUGCAAAGGUCCAUUUUCUCUUGGCUGACCUAAAUUCUGGAAGUUCAAGGAAAUGUUUAAAUAAGCAGUGUUAAGGACAAACCUUUUAAACACUCCAGAGAUUGAUUUGCAAGAAAAAGUGCCAAUAUCCUCAAACAGCCCAUGUUUGAAUAAAACAGAAGACUGACUCAAAGUGCAGUUUUGGGCUUCUGACACCAUUUUACAUUAUGUAGUCACAGAAGAAAGAAAAAGAGCCAGGCACUCCAAGACUUGGGUAAAUGUAUUGAAACUAAAGUAUCAAGCAGCAAUGUUUCGACCAAAAGGUCUUUUUUUUUUUUUUUCAAGCUUGAGUGCAGUUGAAGUUGUUUGGCUUUUGAAACGUUUUACAUUGUGUCUCUCAGUACAAAUGUGGGAAUGUAUAAGAUUCCCUUAUUCUAAAAGAUAGUAGUGCAAAACACCACAUUGACUGAAUCCUGAAGCGCCAGGAGCAGAAGAUGGUGGCGGUGCCCGUGAAGGACAGGUACAGCUAAGUAAAACUCCUCUAUGCUCCCCCAAUGCCACUGGACCUCCAGCAGAGAUGUCACCGUCAAGAGUCUUUGCAACUUAUGCAGAUGGGGACAGUUCCACUUUAAGAACUUAGGUGUAAUGUUGGAAAAUAUUGAUUAUUAAAAUGGCUGUGUAAAAUGUUAAAUAUAUCUGAUACAAGAAAGCCAGGGAGGUCAGAAACAGACAAACUUCCUAAUAAUUUUUCAGAUAAAGGUGACUUGGUUAUAAAGUAAGCUCAUGAGGUAAUUGAACCUGGUUGUUAGACCAGUAAUAUGACCCCUGUAGUCUUUGUACACAGCAGCAACGCCAGUGGCUCAGGCUGAUUAACUGUUUUUGAGAAAUAAGACCGAGCCAGUUCAUAACCAUGCAUUAAGUGAUAACUGGAAAUCUGUUGUCUCUUUAGUGCUCUCUACAUAGCCUUUUCAUUCGUGUUUACUAGCAUGCAAAAUAUAAAUAAUCUGGAAAAAAGUAUUGAAACUUUUGUGUGUGCUAUUAAAGGUAUAAAAAUACAAGAUGCAUUAACACUUUUAUUAUUAUUAUUAUUAUUAUUAUUAUUAUUAUUAUUAUUAUUGCCAUUUAUAUAGCGCCAACAGAUUCCGUAGCGCUUUACAAUAUUAUGAGAGGGGAUUUAACUAUAAAUAGGACAAUUACAAAUAAACUUACAGGAACAAUAGGUUGAAGAGGACCCUACUCAAUCGAGCUUACAUUCUAUAGGAGGAGGGGUGUAAAACACAUUAGGACAGGAAUUUGCAAUCAAAUAAGGUGGGCUGCCCUUUAGGAGAGGGCAAUAGACGGGUAUGUGGGGUAGGGGUUAGUCUUGGAGGCCAUAAGCUUUCCUAAAGAGAUGGGUUUUAAGGCACUUCUUAAAAGAUGCAAGACUAGGGGGGAGUCUGAUGGCGGGAGGCAGGCUAUUCCAUAGGAAGGGAGCCGCCCGCGAGAAGUCCUGCAAGCGCGAGUUGGCUGUACGGGUGCGGACAACGGACAGGAGGCGGUCACGGGCAGAGCGGAGAGACCGAGAAGGGACAUACCUGUGGGUCUGUGAGGAGAUAUAAGAGGGGCUAGAGUUGUUCAGUGCUUUAUAGGUGUGAGUUAGUGCCUUGAAUUGACUCCUAUAGUACACAGGAAGCCAAUGUAAGGACUGGCAGAGGGGUGAGGUGUGAGAGAACCGACUAGAGAGGAAAAUCAGUCUAGCAGCAGCGUUCAUUACAGACUGUAGGGGUGCAGUACGGCUUUUGGGAAGACCAAGCAGGAGAGGGUUACAAUAAUCCAUGCGGGAAAUUAUUAGAGCAUCGACAAGCUCCUUGGUAGUAUCUGGUGCAAGGAAGGGGUGGAUGCGGGCUAUGUUUUUAAGAUGGAAUCUACAGGAUUUGGCAACAUGCUGGAUGUGAGGCUCAAAGGUGAGACCAGAGUCAAGUAUAACGCCAAGGCAGCGCUUGCAAGGAUGGGCUGAUGUUGGUACCACAAACUUUAAGGGAGAGCGAAAGAGGAGGAUCAGUAUUAGGAGGAGGAAAGACAAGGAGCUCAGUUUUAGAGAGAUUGAGUUUCAGAAAGCGGGAGGACAUCCAGUCAGAAAUGGAAGAAAGGCAAGCAGUGACACAUUGCAGUACAGCAGGGGAGAGGUCUGGGGAGGAGAGAUAUAUAGCUGGGUGUCAUCAGCGUACAGGUGGUAGUGGAAUCCAAAUGAGGUAAUAAGUUUGCCAAGAGAGGCAGUAUAAAGAGAAAAUAGAAGGGGACCAAGGACGGAGCCUUGGGGGACUCCAACCGAGACAGGGCGAGGGGAGGAGGUAUCAUUAGAAAAAGAGACACUGAAUGAGCGUUGGGAGAGAUAAGAGGAAAACCACGAGAGGACAGAGUCACAGAGACCAAGCGAUUGCAGAGUUUGAAGAAGGAGAGCAUGAUCAACGGUGUAAAAGGCCGCUGUGAGGUCAAGAAGAAUAAGUAUGGAGUAGUGGCCUUUGGAUUUUGCUGCGUCAGUGAAGUAACAUGCAAAGUUAUCAGCAGUAAGGUUGAUUUGGGGGGUGGCCACAGCGGGGCGAAGAAGAGAAUUAAAGGUGUCAAAGAGACGCCUGGGGUUGCGGGAACAUGAACUAAUGAGAGAGGAAAAAUAGGACUGUUUGGCAAGGGCAAGGGCUGCACUGUAUGAACACAGUAUGAAUCUAUAAUGGAGAAAGUCUGACUGGGUGCGAGACUUCCUCCAGGAGCGUUCAGCACAACGGGAGCAUCUUUGCAGGUAGCGCGUUGAUUUAGUAUGCCAUGGUUGGGGGCGGGUCCUCCUUGAGGUGCUUGUAUGGAGUGGUGCUGCAGUGUUCAAGGCAGAUGUAAGAGUAGAGUUAUAUAUAGUGAUGGCCAAUGAAGGACAGGAUAGGGAAGGGAUGGACAGCAGUUGUGAAUCAAUGUCCGCUGAUAACUGUUGGAGAUCAAGAGAAUUAAGGUCCCUCCUGAGUUGAGGCUGGUUAGGCAGAGGUUUUUGGGUGAGGGGGUACGUGAGAGCAAAUGAUAAGAGGUGGUGAUCAGAGAGUGGAUAAGGAGUGUUGCAGAUAUUAGAUACCGUACAUGCAUAGGUGAAGAUUAGGUCAAGGGUAUUGCCAGCUACAUGGGUGGGAGAAUUUGCCCACUGUGAUAGCCCGAGGGAGGAAGUAAUUGAAAGUAGUUUAUUGGCUGCAGAGGUCAAGGGUGGGUUUAUAGGAAUAUUGAAGUCCCCGAGAAUUAGGGAUGGGAUGUUAGAAGAGAGGAAAUAGGGUAGCCAGGCAGCAAAAUGGUCAAGGAAGAGAAGUGGGGAACGGUAAAUAACAGCAAUGUUAGCAGCGAAGGGUUUGAAAAGGUGAAUUGAGUGUAUUUCAAAUGAUGGGAAAGAGAGGGAAGGGGUGGGGGGGUGGGAAGAGGUUUAAAAGAGCAGUGAGGGGAGAGGAGAAACCCAACACCACCACCUUUACAUUCAGAGUUUCUUGGGGUGUGGGUAAGUUGGAGACCACCUAAGGACAAAGAUGCAGGGGUGGCAGUGUCAGAGGGGGAGAGCCAGGUUUCUGUUAAGGCUAGUAAAUCUAUUGAACGAGAGAUGAAGAAGUCAUGGACAGCAGUGGAUUUAGUUAUAUUGCAAACAGAGCGUGCGUUCCAGAGGGCAGUAUUGAACGAGGAUUUAGAGGAAGAGAAGGAUUUGAAAGUUUUGUAGGAGGGUAUGUAUGUAGAGGAUUUGGAAAGAGUCGGUGGAGAUAGGCUGGAAAGGUAUGUGUAGAGUGCAUGGAAUGAAUAGAGAGGGGAGGGGAGUAAGGUGGAAGUAAUGAUGAUGGUGUUGCCAGGGACAGGUGAGUGAAAGGAUAGGGAUAUUUUAGUAAUGACAGAGGUUAGUGUUAAAGUGAAAAAUAGAAGGGAGAACAUUAGAGAAAAUGUGUAUUAUAUAGAUAAGUAGAUCAUAUAUACAAACACACACAAAUAUGAAUGUGUUUAGUGCAGUCGACAAGUGGCUUCAUAUGUUGAGAACUCUGAGCAACAAAAAAAUACAGCAUGUUGUAGCAUUAUACUGCCUAGAGUGCCCUGGUGCAAUCUUGCAGUUUAACAUCAUACAGUUUUUCUACAGAAAGUAUCGGGGCUGCCUCUACGAUCUAUAAAAAAUACAAUCUUAUGGCAUCUUUAGAGCUACAGGAUGUCCAUCUCCACGUGCCUGUUUCUUGAUAGUUUCAAAGAUUUGCCUUUCCCUGUUGAAACUGUCUACUUAAUUUCAAAUGCUCUGUGAUUAGGGUACAAUGAGUUCACUAUUUAGAAAACUGUUUCAUCAGAUCGUCUACCAGGGACAUUCUGAAGGACCUUGUGUCAAUGAUCAACUUUCUCUCAUUUCAUAGGUGAAUUGUGAAUAUUGAAAAGUCUCAUCUUCUUUUUUAGAAAAAAAAAGUUUUCCUGGAUUUAAUUAGAGAUUUAUGAGAUCUAUUUAUUUUUUUAAAUUUUUUUUUUUUUUUAAGAGCGGAGCAAAUACAGACCAGACACAAAUUCUGGGGAGUAUCAAAAUGAAUUUGAUCUGAAAGCUAUGAGUGCUGCGUUUCUUAAAUGCUUCCAUUGCCAAGGAAAAUAUUCUUAAGAAAUGGGAUCACUCCACAAAGUAUAUUGUCCAAUUCAAAUCAAUCUACAUAAGGUUCUUAAUCUUCAGAGGUGGAGGACUUCUACAUUUGUUGAAGAGUAGACUUUCUAUUCCUACUCACAUAGGAUCAUACUAUAGGUGGAUCAGGAGUAUGUUGGGGGAGGCAUGUAGGGCCAGACUGAAUUAAAUUGAAAUGGAAUUCAGAAGAUGGCAUAGCUUCCUCAAACAAAGAACACAAGGCAGCCUGGCACACCAUGAAUACUUUAAAGCAGCUGAUACUCAAGUGCUCCAUUAGUCCACAGUAACAUUAUCAAGCGCCAGGGAGGCUCUUCAUGUCCAUUUCUAUCCCAUUUAUGCAGGCAGAUCAUGCAUUAAGCAUCUAGAGGCUUUUCUACAGUUUACAUCAAAGGUUGAACAUUUCUUGGCAGACAAUCUCAGCAGAGUGGGAGUACAGCCUCUCGAACUUAUUUAUGUGACCUUGGUAUUUGGGAAGUGAUAGCUCUUAUGGCAUCUUGUAAAAACAGAAUAAUUUAUCACUUUAACUCCCUGUCAACUGGAUACAUGCUAUUUUUUUUUUUUUUUCUCAUUGUAUGUUCUCUCAGUUCUUCAGUGUUUUUCAGUUGGUUUAUGUCUUCCCUCCUGUGGCCCUAAUUAGAUAUGUCCUAAAGAUCAGGCAGGAUAGAGCAAUGGUCAUUGACCACAUUCUUGCCCAGGGACGUGGAGCUCAUGCCAAACUAAUCUUAUUGAUUUUUUUGAUUGGGUAACUAAAAUUAUAGAUCAGGGUGGUGCAGUAGACAUUGCUUACCUAGAUUUCAGUAAAGCUUUUGACACUGUUGCACAUAGAAGGCUUAUCAAUACACUGCAAUCUUUAAGUUUGGAUUCCAAUAUUGUUGAAUGGGUAAGGCAGUGGCUGAGUGACAGGCAACAGAGGGUUGUAGUUAAUGGAGUAUAUUCGAAGCUUGGACUUGUCACCAGUGGGGUACCUCAGGGAUCUGUACUUGACCCAUUCUCUUUAAUAUUUUUAUUAGUGAAUUGCAGAAGGUCUUGAUGGUAAGGUAUGUCUUUUUGCUGAUGAUACUAAGAUAUGUAACAGGGUUGAUGUUCCAGGAGGGAUAAGCCAGAUGACAAAUGAUUUAGGUAAACUAGAAAAAUGGUCAGAAUUGUGGCAACUGACAUUUAAUGUGGAUAAGUGCAAGAUAAUGCAUAUUGGACUUAAAAACCCAAGGGCAGAGUACAGAAUAUUUGAUAGAGUCCUAACCUCAACAUAUGAGGAAAGGGAUUUAGGGGUGAUUAUUUCUGAUGACUUAAAGGUAGGCAGACAAUGUAAUAGAGCAGCAGGAAAUGCUAGCAGAAUGCCUGGUUGUAUAGGGAGAGGUAUUAGCAGUAGAAAGAGGGAAGUGCUCAUGCUAUUGUACAGAACACUGGUGAGACCUCACUUGGAGUAUUGUACACAGUACUGGAGACCGUAUCUUCAGAAGGAUAUUGAUACCUUAGAGAGGGUUCAGAGAAGGGCUACUAAACUGGUUCAUGGAUUGCGGGAUAAAACUUACCAGGAAAGGUUAAAGGAUUUAACAUGUAUAGCUUGGAGGAAAGACGAGACAGGGGGGAUAUGAUAGAAACAUUUAAAUAUAUAAAGGGAAUCAACACAGUAAAGGAGGAGACUAUAUUUAAAAGAAGAAAAACUACCACAACAAGAGGACAUAGUCUUAAAUUAGAGGGACAAAGGUUUAAAAAUAUCAGGAAGUAUUACUUUACUGAGAGGGUAGUGGAUGCGUGGAAUAGCCUUCCAGCUGAAGUGGUAGAGGUUAACAGUAAAGGAGUUUAAGCAUGCGUGGGAUAGGCAUAAGGCUAUCCUAACUAUAAGAUAAGGCUAGGGAAUAAUGAAAGUAUUUAGAAAAUUGGGCAGACUAGAUGGGCCGAAUGGUUCUUAUCUGCCGUCACAUUCUAUGUUUCUAUGUUACAGAUAGAUGGAUAAGUAGAUGUACUAGUCAGUCAGGGACACAAAGGUAUGCAAAAUUCCUUUAAAGUAGCCAUGGUCAAACCAGGAUACAUACAGAAUAGGCUUUAAGAACACAAUAAUUGGGAACUAAGAAACCACGAUAGGGCAUAGAACCAAAAUGGGCUUAAAUAGUGCUCAUUUUGUUUUGAUUGUUCUACGUCACCUGUGUAACACCAGAGAGUGCAGAAACAAGGUCGCCCAGGUGAUGUGACCAAAUCAAAACAAAACUGGAAGUGAUGUUGCAUCCAUUGACAGCACUUAAGGAUGUUCCCUUACAAUAGUGCCCAUGGAGGAAACUCAAACCGGGGCAUGAAGGCCAUGCCUGUCAGGAUGAUGGAAAUGAAAAGAACGAAUCAAACGAGAAGCCUGGACAUCAACAGCAGGAACCCAACCUUGCAAGUCAAGAAUAGACUGAACUUCCUAUUCCUCCUCGCCAUCAAUCUGGAUUGGAGAUGGAGUUACCAGGUCUAGCUAGUGUAACUGUUACACAAAAGAGGUUUCAACAGAGAGAUGUUAAAAACAUUAGAUAUGUGCAUAGCACUAGGCUAAUACAAAGCAUAAGAUACAUUAUUAAUUUUAGGCAGGAAACAAAAAGGGUCCAUAAAACGAGAAGCCAGCUUCAUGGAAGAAAUUCUGAGGCGGAUCUUGUGAUUAGAAAGCCAAACCCUAUCACCUGCCAUGUAAGAAGGAGCUCCACAAUGAUUAGUGUCAACUUGUACCUUGUCGCAUAGACAAGUUGUUAUACUUGUUACCAAGUAUUAUGCAAAUCAGCAAAACGUGAGCGAACAUUUGAGGAGAAGGUCUGUUUCCUAUGGGGUAUAAAGUGAGGCAUCUUAGAGAACCGCUCUACAUUCAUAAGUAUGACAUUAAACCCAUUGGAGGGGGUGGUCAGCAAUGAAAUCCAUGGAAAAACAGGAUUUCUGUGGUAAGGGUUGUAAUAAACCUCAAGGAACUGUACAGACAUUUGUGCCAAAGACAAAACCUUACAUACUCUUUAACAUUCCCUUUCAGAGUUGGCCACCAAACGUUCCGCAAUACUAACACUCUAGUUUUUACUUACACCAGGAUGUCCAGUCAUCUUGUCAAAUGAAACAUGUGUGCAGUGCAAACGGCGCUGUAUAGUGAACAAGGUGUAGCUGUCAAACAAUGAAAUCAAUAUCUCAAAUUACACAAAAGUGAACAGGGCAAUAAAAUACCAUAGCAUCCCUAAAAGUCCCAGCUUACAGUAAAGUGCCCAAAACAGUGUCCUUGUACUCCACCAUAAAAUUUGUAUAAAACACUUACACAGAUACACAUAAUUCAGUAUGUGAUUAGAGGUACAUGUCACUAUAAGUAUAUGAAACAAAACACUUUCAUAGAGCAGUACAGCAAAGAUAAGGAAUUUUAUGGAUCCAUUAAUAAACUAAUAGUUUGUAUCACAUUAAAGGACCACUCUAGGCACCCAGACCACUUCAGCUUAAUGAAGUGGUCUGGGUGCCAGGUCCAGCUAGGGUUAACCCACUGUUUUAUAAACAUAGCACUUUCAGAGAAACUGCUAUGUUUAUCAAUGGGUUAAGCCUUCCCCCAAAGCCUCUAGCGCCUGUCUCAUUGACAGCCACUAGAGGCGCUUGUGUGAUUCUAACUGUGAUUUUCACAGUGAGAGCACGCCAGCGUCCAUAGGAAAGCAUUGAUAAUGCUUUCCUAUGCGACCGGCUGAAUGCGCGCGCAGCUCUUGCCGUGCGUGCGCAUACAGCCGACGGGGCGGAUCGGAGGCGGAGAGCUCCCCGCCCAGUGCUGGAAAAAGGUAAGUUUUUUUUUGUUUUGUUUUUUUUUCCUUCCAGAGCCGGGCGGGAGGGGGUCCCUGAGGGUGGGGGCACCCUCAGGACACUAUAGUGCCAGGAAAACGAGUAUGUUUUCCUGGCACUAUAGUGGUCCUUUAACAUUUGUAUGAGCCUGUUAAUAAAUGGCUCAGGUAAAUCAGGUAGUGUGUGGUACUGGUAUUUCCUGGAUAGGAAUGAGUAGCAAUUUUAUCCUCAGAGGUAAAACAAGGGAGAGACUCCAUUCAUAAAUGUAAAAUCAACAGCAUUUAUUUAAACUACGAUUAAAAAUCUUAAAUUAAAGGUUCUGGAGUGUCACACGGUAUUCUUAAUCACACCAGUAACAUACAGCACAAUGCGUUUCAACGUAUAAAACCGUCUUCCUCUGGUGCAUGCAGGUCUCUGAAUGGAGUUCCACUGUUUUAAACCUUGUUUUGGUGCCAAGGUCAGACCUGAAAACACAAUAGGCUUAAGGAGACACUAUAGGCACCCCUUCCACCUUAUCUUAUUGAAGUGGUUUAGGUGCAGUGUCCCUGUUUCCUUACCCAUGCAAUGUUUAUAUUGCAAGAUUAAGACUGCCUUUAUCGGAACUUCCACCAUUUACGUAGGGUUUAACUUCAUGAAACACCGCUGGACGUCCUCACGCUUUGUAUGGGGAUGUCCAGUGUCUUAAAAAUUUCCCUUAGGAAAGCAUUUAUUCAAUGCUUUCCUAUGGGGAAGGCCUGAUGCGCACAUGGCGCUCGCCGCAUAUGCGCAGUAACCUCUCCCCCAUUGUUGACGUCAGAGGUGGUGCAAUUGGAGCCAGCACCAAGGGAUUUUUUUUAUUUAUUUUUAAAAAUGUUUUAACCCUUUCCACACCAGGGGGUGGGUGGUGACCUAUAGCCUUAUGGCUGAGGGACGCUAGCAUUAGAAAUACACUUUUGCAGACUACACAUUGCACCCAUUGAUGCCACCUAAGGACGUGUAAAGAGUGUGUCUUAUUUUUUUCAUUUUUGAAAAAAGUGCAGAUUUCAAUAGUAAUACACACUUUUAUAAAUUUAACCUGGUUACACCCCCUGGCUUUCAAGCAGACAAUCGGUCCUGUUGAUUCCUGGUGUGGUUAGCUCAGUGGAACUAAACUCAAGAGGCAGUAAUUGCCCAUAGCACCUGCCUUGCAAAGACUUCUCAUUUGAAAACAAAGACCCCCCCCCCAGUAUGGGCACAAAGGAAAACAGUAUUUUAUUAACUCGAAGUUCCUUUUUCCUUAGUAUUUGAAGCAGCACUAUUUUCCCUUUCCCGUUUAAAUUGCAUUUUUACAGUGCUUGGUGUCUUGUUUGACUUUGGAUCCUGGUAGUUGAUAGUUGAUUAAAGAGGAAGCACAUUUAAAAGUUUGCUGGAGCUGUCUGCCCAAUUCCUAUAGAAAGGACGAUCACCUAAAAGUUGAUGCUGCCUUAAUUACAAAAAAGAAAUUGACAAUGAGUUGAUAUUCUGUUUUUUAAAGAGUAAUUUGCCUAAAAUUAAAAAUCUGAAACAUUAACCCCUUAAGGACCGAGGACGGUUCAGGACCGUCAUCGGCAUUUUUGCCUUGAGGACCGAUGACGGUCCUGAACCGUCCAAACGGUCUGGGGCUACUUACCUGAUCGCCGUCGUUCCCCCGGCGGCGAUCAUUCCGGUUGUGGGGAGACUGCCUGCAGCCCAGACAGUCUCCCCAAAGGACCCCUGUGGCCAUGUGAUCGCUCAACACAGCCAUCACAUGGUCACAAUAGGUGUCCAUCUGCCUGCAGGGGGACUGCCUGUACUGACAGGCAGUCUCCCUGCAACUGUAAAAUCAAAAAAAAAAUUAAAGUUAAUGGUAAUAAAAAAAAUAAUAAUAAUUAUAUAUGUAUAAAUAUGAUAUAUAGACAUAUAUUAUAUCUAUAUAAUAUAUGUCUAUAUAUCAUAUAUAUAAUGUCAUACUAAGUGUAUUUUAUAUUAAUAUGUACUUAUAUUAAUAUAAAAAUACACUUAUAAUUAAAUUACACACGUAUAUAUAUAAUAUAUAUAAUAACUAUAUAUAUUGUAUAUAUAUAUAUUAUUAUAAAAUAUAACUAAUAAGUAAUUUAAAUUAAAUAAUUUUUUUUAAAAAUAAUAAUAAAAAAUUUAAAAAAAAUUAUAUAGCUAUAUGAAAUUUUAUUCUAACUGUAUUUUAAAAUUAAUAUAUAUAUAUAUUUAUAUCAAAAUACACUUAGAAUGAAUUUGUAUAUAUAUCUAUGUAUAUAAAAAUAAUUAAAAAUAAUAAGAAAUAUACAUACGUCCAUAUACAAAAUUACAUAAAUAAUUAUAUAAAUAUACACGUAGACUUCAAAUAUAUAAAUAUGCAUAUAUUUAAAUUCUACGUGCGUAUUUAUGUAAUAUUUUUACAUAAUUCAGUAAUUUUAUUGAUUGCAAUUUGAGGGACCUGCCUGCCAACCCAGGCCGAAAUUCCAGAGAAUUUAAUUGGCUAGCACUGUAUUUUACCCUGUAACGUUCUACCACCCUAAAACCUGUACAUGGGGGGUACUGUUUUACUCAGGAGACUUCGCUGAACACAAAUAUUAGUGAUUCACAACAGUAAAACAUAUCCCAGCGAUGAUAUUGUCAGUGAAAGUUUUUUUUUGCAUUUUUCACACACAAACAGCACAUUUACUGAUGAUAUAAUUGUUGUGAUACGUUUUCUAGUUUUAAACACUAAUAUUUGUGUUCAGCGAUGUCUCCCGAGUAAAACAGUACCCCCCAUGUACAGGUUUUAUAGCAUUUUUGAAAGUUACAAGGUCAAAUAUAUGGGUCAAAUAUUUUUACAUUGAAAAUGGCCAGGUUGGUUACGUUGCCUUUGAGAGCAUAUGGUAGCCCAGGAAUGAGAAUUACCCCCAUGAUGGCAUACCAUUUGCAAAGAAGACAACCCAAGGUAUUGCAAAUGGGGUAUGUCCAGUCUUUUUAGUAACCACUUGGUCACAAACACUGGCCAAAAUUAGCGUUCAAUUUAGUUUUUUUACUUUUUUCACACACAAACAAAUAUGAAUUUAAUCUCUAAAAGAGACUGCAUAUAUUGUACCCUGCAGUAGAGCACAGACAAUGACUAUAUAAAAAAAAUGUGUAUUUGUCUUAUGUUAUGAAAACUGAAAAGUUUAAAAUCCAGGAUGAAACACCAUUUAUGUUAUAGAAGUUCUUUACGUGUUCAAGAUGAAUCCCGGUGGCUGUUGCUGUUUUUCCAGGAAAACUAUGACUGUUGUGUUUAUUGAAAUAUAUAUAAUGAUAAUGUUGUAUCUGUUAAAGAUUUUUGGGUACAUGUAAUGUGCAUAAUUAGUCUACUAAAUCAGGGAAUGACAAAUUACCCUACGAUAUUAUGGCUUAAGCUGCUACAGGCACAAAUGCACACAUAUUAGCUCUGUACCUGUUGUAUAGUGGGGGAAUGAGCCGUCUCUGCUUAAUGCAGUAGCAGAGAUGGAUUUCUCCACUCUCCUUGGACACUCAAGUGAUGUAUUCAUUGAGUGUGGCAUGUUCUUUUCUCAUGGUGCUAUCCAUUAAGAUUCAGUAUGCGAGGUGCAAUAGCUGGAGGGAAAACUACCUCUGCUAUUGUAUUCUUUAGAGACAGCCCACACCCACUAAACACUGAUAAUGCUGUGGAUACACCAUAUCUUCUUCCUUCCCUCCUCCAGCAGCAGUGGAGGUUCAAGAUUUUGGGGCUAAUCCACUCGAUGGUUAAAGCUCUUGAGGCAAGCCGGUCCUUGUAGUGUUCGGUUAAACUGGCCAGUGUGUAUCCGUCAGGGAAGAUAUUUUGAUCUCUCUCUUGACUUAUAGGGAAGCAUAUGUUGGGAGCUAAACCCUAUUUGUGUGUCACCAUGGUGACAUGGAAUCCAUAUGUAAAUGUUUUUUUCUUAAGCCCUCUGUUUUAUAAAAUAUUUAAAUGUAUUUUGUCCUAAAGUGUCUUUCUGACAAAAAAAACAAAAAACAAAAUUUUUAAACAAAACCCACACUUUACAAUAAAUUUUAAUUCUGGUACCUGUCAAGUAUUUCUGGGUUCUACAAAUUCAGGGUUGUAUUAUUUGUUGACCAUGCCCAAUUUAUUUAAUUUAGUAUUAUAUUUUGUUUAACUAUGUGAACAGUUUUAAUUAAAAUCCAGUAUGAUGCUUAUUGCGUUGCCAAAUUUACAUUUAAUAAUGUAAUGCUCUGUUAAAAAUGUAUGUAUUUUUACGUCAGAUGCCUUCCUAAUUAGUUUCUAGGUUUUUAACAAAAUGUUUAAAACUAGAAGCUUAUAAACAUAUCUAUAAUCCAGCACGAAGACUCCUUGUUACAUGUCAAUCUGCUUACAGGGCGAGCAUCAGGCUUUUGAUCUCUUGUCACUGAGAAGCAUUGCAUAUUGAAUCCAGUACUUCUUUAUGAGAAGCAUUAGUUGCUUCCUGAAGAUCUAUUAAAAUUUAUGCUCAUAAGGAGGAAAUGCUUAUAAAAAUUGCCUGAAUGCGAUUAGAGAUGUGUUUUUGGCCAAAUGUAAACAUCCCCAUUUCUCACAAACCAUGUCAUCAUUUUGGUGCUUAGUGUCUCUUUGUUGUGUUUUGUGUGUGUGUGUGUUAAAUACAAAAUUGUCAAUAUAUAGGGGAUCUUUGGCAUACCUCCCAACAUUGAGAAGUAAGAAAUCCAUUGCUGGAGAAGGGUGUCAGAACAGCGCACUCUAAAACAUUUGCCUCCUCGAAGGCAUUAAUGAAAAUGAUCCUUUGCAUUGUUUUUUGUUAGAUGAUUCUUCUGCUCUCUUUGAUCUGUGGAGUAAUUGUGUUGUGAUGUGACACCCCGUCUUCCCCAGCACAAACUUUAUGUGGCUGUUAAAUCACAGACUUCUCAACAAACCUCGUAGAGAAAAGCCUUUGCAAGGCAGAUGCACUGUGCAACUGCUUGCCUUUUGAGUUUAGCUCCACCACAUGACUGGUUUUCUAACAGCUGGGAGGUGUAACAAAGUUACUUUAUAAAAGUGCCAAUUUGUAUUGAAAUCUGCACUUUUUGUAAAAUUAAAAAAAGAUAACAUGCUCUUCACACAUAAAGCACUUCAACAAGUUAAAGUGUUCAUUUAAAUAUCGUCAAUCCAACAUAAGCGUACCAAAUUAUGAAGCAAUCCACUAAACAGCUAAAAGAUCAAAAUUCUGAAACAGACGUUUUAUUUAUUUUUAAAAUAUCAGCUGCUUACUAGAUGGCUCCCUAACUUGUAUACUUAUGUGCAAUUGCCAUAUUUAAGGAUACCAAAUAAGGGAGCUAUGUACUAAAAAUAGCCAUCUCCCUAAAUUGGUACCCUUAAAUAUGGCAAUUCCACAUAAGAGUAUCACAUUAGGGACUUGUCUACUAAUUUAAUCACUGAAAGACUUGUCUGGAAUCCCAAACCAAAUCCACUAAUGGCUGAAACAAAUUUAUAUUCCUUCCAAAAGUUUUUUUUUUUUUUUGGUUUUGGGAAGGACCCUGUACACCACUUUAAAAGUUGCUUGCCACUAUAAGCCUAGACUCGAGGAUCCAUGUUACACUAAUGGGAAUUCCUACUUGCCAGGGCUGUAAAUACAGAGGUGAAUAUAUAAAAUAUGAACUAUACAAUCCAGCGCACUCGCUUAUUCACUAAACAAUGAUUUCAAAUCUUAGAGAUUGUAAUAGUUUUAUUUAAAAACACCUCACCUAGGCAAAAAAUAAUGGGGGCUCAGUUACAUUAUAUGAUCAUAUAUUGCAUAAGCCUGCCACAACUUCAAUGUGCCCCGUACUUUGUAGCUUAAUGCUUGCUCUUAUCAGAUUAAUCCUUACUGGGACUCUCUCUGCGUGUGUGUGUGUGUGUGUGUAUAUGUAUGUGUAUAUAUAUAUAUAUAUAUAUAUAUAUUCAUAAUUUUUGUUUUAUAUUGAUUUGGGCACCUGCCUAGAGCCCUGUGCAUAGAUAGGGUUAUUAACUAAAGUCUGAAUUUUCAUGAAUUAAAUCUAAAUGGAAAAACUGAGAUACAAAAGCUGAUCUGGAACAAUUCUUCAACACCUCAAUAGCCACAACUGACUCUGGUUUUACUUUGUUAACACAAAAAAAAGUGUUUCAUCCUCUGUCUCCCAAUAGUAAGCAUGUGUGUAGUGUGUGAUCUGCCUCCAAACUCUUUAGUGUAUCUGCCCUAAUCGCUUCCACUAGUGCAGCUAUUUUAAGAUAAGCUUUCUUAUACACCCCCCCUUCCCAAAGAAACCUGCCAAAAGAAUUUCAUAAAUGUUUUUUUGGAUUUUCUACUUAACUAACAUGCAGAUUUGGGUGCCAAAAUAAAAAUCACACUUUGGGAUAUACUAGUGCCAGUAUUUUUGCAUGUAUUGGUGUCCAGGGAAAACACUGCAUGGGGGUUGUAAUGUUGACAAAUUAUUGUACUAUCUUUUUAUAUGUUGGAAUUAAAAGCAAUUUUGUAUGGUGGAUGUGUAUAUAUCUAUCCAUCUCCGUGAAGCUGUCAUGUAUGUGCAUAUAAGAGAGGGCCCAGGGACUCCAGCCAUGUUUUUAACCCCUUCAGACCGGAGGGCGUACUAUUACGCCCUAUUCUAAGCGGCUCUAAACGCCGCUGGGCGUAAUAGUACGCCCUCCGGUCUUUCGGUACUUACCCGGUCGCCAGCGAUGGCGGUGGGGGGGACUCCCAGGGAGCCCACCGCGGCACAUCCGUCCUCCUCAAAGCCUGCGAGGACCCCACAAUCACAUGGCCGGGGGUAGCUGCCUCCUGCAUUGCCAGCAGGGGGGCUGCCUGUAAUGACAGGUGGUCCCCCUGCUGGCUGAAAAUAAAAGUAAAAUAAAUAGUGUAAAAAAAAAAAUAUAUAUAUAUAUAUAUAUAUAUAUAUAUAUAUAUAUACUUAGAAUAUAUAUCUAUAUAUAUAUAUAUAUAUAUAUCUAUAUAUAUAUAUCUAAUAAUAUAUGUCAUAUAUAUAUAUCUAUAAUAUAUGACAAUAAAUGUCAUUAAUCACAUGAUUUUACACUAGCAGGGAGACUGCCUGUCAGCACAGGCAGUCCCCCUGCAGGCAGACACUAGGACACCUAUUGUGACCAUGUGAUCGCUGUGUUAAGCGAUCACAUGGCCACAGGGGUCCUAAUCCAGUGUGGGGAGACUGUCUGGGCUGCAGGCAGUCUCCCCACAACCGGAGCAACGCUGAUCGCCGCCGGGGGAACGACGGCGAUCAGGUAAGUACCCCCAGACCGUUAGGACGGUUCAGGACCGUCAUCGGUCCUCAAGGCAAAAAUGCUGAUGACGGUCCUGAACCGUCCUCGGUCGCUAAGGGGUUAAGAACUUAAGUGUCUUUGGGAUAUUUUUUUAAAUUGGCAUCUGGUAGUGUAGUAUUUCUGCCUUCUUAUUAAACACCAGCAUUGUAUGUGUGUGGGCUGAAUUAUGAAGGGCGAUACUCCAACAUUUUAAUUAUAUGAAAUUACAAUGAUAUUUAAUGCAUGGUAAUGAUUUUUAAAUUUAUCUUUUAAAAUUAUCCAGUAUCUCUCUUUGUGCUCGUAUUGGUGUUAUCAUCGACCUGGCUACCUAAAAACACUCAUGCUAACUGCACGUUGACUAGGGAACGAUUUGUUAAAUACACACACAUACACCAUGUAUCACAUCUUAUUGAUUCCAGUAGGAAGUUGGUAAGCAUGCGACAUGUAGUCGUAAAUUACCCAUACUAAUUGUAGAUCCACAAAAGGCCAGGGCUUUCCUGAGAGAUAUGUAAUUUACUGGCUAAUGUGAAAGUCAAAGUAGGCUCAUUUAGAUCCAUUACUAAAACCAGCAUUACAACUUGCAUGUGUGUUUUUUGGGGGUUUUUUUUAUGCGUUCUAUUUAUAAUAUGUAAAUUAAGGGUAAAUAUAUCCUGGAAUCAUGUUUUAAUAGUUGUAACUUUUUUAAAUAUUUUCAACCGGUACCUGUAAGUUGAAAUUGUUAAACAAAAAAGCGCAAAUAAUACUAAAAAGUAUAAAGAAUAAUGGUAAGACUAUAAUAAAUUAUUAGCUGCUAAACACACAAAAGAUUAUUCCUAAAAUCUUAGAACAAAUAGUGAAUUGAAAGUGUAAGCGCUUAGUAGAUCGGUCCCAUAGUAAAUUCUGAUGGGUUCUAAUGCAGAUAUAUUGGCAAUAUUUUGCAGAGCCUAUAUAUCUAUACACACUUCCCAAGUGGUGUGCAAGAUAUAUUUAGAUUAUUAGAUAGGGAUAUACCAAUAAACAUAAAUUGUGUAAAAAAUUCAAAAUGUGUUAUAUUUUAAUACACAGGUAUUCCUAACUAGGAAUCUAGCAGCUAUUUAUAGCAAUAGUUCAGAAUACCUGUGUUUUAAAAUAUAAUACAUUUUGAUUAUUUUACACAAUUUAUGUUUAUUGGUAUAUCCCUAAUACUCUAAAUAUAUCUUACACACCACUGGGGAUGUGUGUAUAGAUAUAUAGGCUCUGCACAAUAUUGCUAAUAUAUCUGUAUUAGAACCCAUUAAAAUUUACUAUGGGACCGAUCUACUAAGCGCUUACACUUUCAAUUCACUAUUUGUUCUAAGAUUUUAGCAAUAAUCUUUUAUGUGUUUAGCAGCUAAUAAUUUUAAGAAGGUGGUACCUGUAGAGGUUUAUAUGCUUGAACUACCUGUUAAAUUUUUAAUGUUUGUGGAUGCCCUUUAUAUUGCCAAACACAAGCUUAAUAUGAGAGAGAGAAUAUAUAUUAUCAUUUAUACAGAUUCCGUAGCGCUUUACAAUAUUAGAGGGGGGAUUUACCUAUAAAUAGGACAAUUACAGGAAAACUUACAGAAACUAUAGGUUGAAGCCUUUGGAAUGAUAUGGAUUUCUGCACAAAUUGGUCAUAAAAUGUGAUCUGCUCAUCAUCUAAGUCACAACAAUAGACAAUCAGAGUCUGCUUAAACUAAUAACACACAAAGAAUGAAAUGUUGCCAUGUUUUUAUUGAACACACAAUGUAAACAUUCACAGUGCAGGUGGAAAAAGUAUGUGAACCUCUAGACUAAUGAUAUCUCCAAGAGCUAAUUGGAGUGAGAUGUCAGCCAACUGGAGUCCAAUCAAUGAGAUGAGAUUGGAGGUGUUGGUGUCAGGAUUACUGUUUGAUCCAGCACGUAGAACUGUACAGCACGGAUGACAAAUAAGUAACGUAUUACCGGUCCUUAGAAUGGCCGGAUUUAACGUACAAAGAAUAGUCAAAAAUACUAGCCGAGGUCAGGGAACACAGAAAGGGACACAGCGAUGAGGAAAGCCAGGAGUCAGGAUGCCAGAAUAUAGAGAAGUCAAUAAACAAAGCCAAAGUCAAAAACCAGGUAGAAAACUAUAAACAGGAACGCGCUCUCAGACAACCACAAGGGAAACCACGACAGGGCACUGAGCAGGCUGAGAACUGGGCCUAAAUACCCCUCCUUUAGUUCUGAUAGGCUGUAACCGGCCUUUGACCCCAAAGUCAGUUACCAGGUUCAUUUGCAUAAUUGCUGCUCAGCAUUAACCCUUCUGUGGAUUAGGUUGCUGCUCGGCACAACUUUUCCUGUGUGGACAGUAAAUGUAAUUAAUCACUUUUCUAUAAGCGGAUGAAUACAUGACACCAGGUUUCAUUUGCACAAUUACUGCUCAGCAUUAACCCUUCUGUGGAUUAGGUUGCUGCUCGGCACAACUUUUCCUGUGUGGACAGUAAAUGUAAUUAAUCACUUUUCUAUAAGCGGAUGAAUACAUGACACCAGGUUUCAUUUGCACAAUUACUGCUCAGCAUUAACCCUUCUGUGGAUUAGGUUGCUGCUCGGCACAACUUUUCCUGUGUGAACAGUAAAUGUCAUUAACCACAUUUCUAUAAGCGGAUGAAUACGUGACAGUUGGUUACAGCUGUCCUGCCCUAUAAAAAACACACACCAGUUCUGGGUUUGCUUUUCACAAGAAGCAUUGCCUGAUGUGAAUGAUGCCUCGCACAAAAGAGCUCUCAGAAGACCUACGAUUAAGAAUUGUUGAAUUGCAUAAAGCUGGAAAGGGUUAUAAAAGUAUCUCCAAAAGCCUUGCUGUUCAUCAGUCCACGGUAAGACAAAUUGUCUAUAAAUGGAGAAAGUUCAGCACUGCUGCUACUCUCCCUAGGAGUGGCUGUCCUGUAAAGAUGACUGCAAGAGCACAGCGCAGACUGCUCAAUGAGGUGAAGAAGAAUCAUAGAGUGUCAGCUAAAGACUUACAAAAGUCACUGGCAAAUGCUAACAUCCCUGUUAGCGAAUCUACAAUACGUAAAACACUAAACAAGAAUGGAUUUCAUGGGAGGAUACCACAGAGGAAGCCACUGCUGUCCAAACAAAACAUUGCUGCACGUUUACAGUUUGCACAAGAGCACCUGGAUGUUCCACAGCAGUACUGGCAAAAUAUUCUGUGGACAGAUGAAACCAAAGUUGAGUUGUUUGGAAGAAACACAAACACUAUGUGUGGCGAAAAAAAGGCACAGCACACCAACAUCAAAACCUCAUCCCAACUGUGAAGUAUGGUGGUGAGGGCAUCAUGGUUUGGGGCUGCUUUGCUGCUUCAGGGCCUGGACGGAUUGCUAUCAUCGAAGGAAAAGUGAAUUCCCAAGUUUAUCAAGAUAUUUUGCAGGAGAACUUAAGGCCAUCUGUCUACCAGCUGAAGCUCAACAGAAGAUGGGUGUUGCAACAGGACAAUGACCCAAAGCAUAGAAGUAAAUCAACAACAGAAUGGCUUAAACAGAAGAAAAUACGUUUUCUGAAGUGGCUCAGAGUCCUGACCUCAACCCGAUUGAGAUGCUGUGCCAUGACCUCAAGAAAGCGAUUUACACCAGACAUCCCAAGAAUAUUGCUGAACUGAAACCGUUCUGUAAAGAGGAAUGGUCAAGAAUUACUCCUCACCGUUGUGCACGUCUGAUCUGCAACUACAGGAAACGUUUGGUUGAAGUUAUUUCUGCCAAAGGAGGACCAGUUAUUAAAUCCAAGGGUUCACAUACUUUUCCACCUGCACUGUGAAUGUUUACAUGGUGUGUUCAAUAAAAACAUGGCAACAUUUCAUUCUUUGUGUGUUAUUAGUUUAAGCAGACUGUGAUUGUCUAUUGUUGUGACUUAGAUGAUGAUCAGAUCAAAUUUUAUGACCAUUAUGUGCAGAAAUCCAUAUCAUUCCAAAGGGUUCACAUACUUUUUCUUGCAACUGUGUGUGUGCGUGUGUGUAUAUAUAAAUAUAUAAUUUCUUAUAAUUUUUUAUUUUGAUUGCUUUAAAUGAAAGUAUGCAUUGUAUGGGUUACAGUAUGAACACAGAAUAAAAAAUAUAUGCACAACUUAACAAACCUUCAUCUAUCAAUGCUUCCAUAAAUGUGUACUUGUGUACUUUACUCUCUCCCAAUUUACAAAAAGACAACAUUUUUGUCUUGUCUUGACGCUUUGUAUGCUUAGAGUAGCCUUAGGUCUGUACCAAGUAUUUUGAGUUUAGUUUUAUUCUUUAUUUGUUGCUGUAGGCUAUUUCAGUAAAAUAAUGAUUCAGUCAUCCCCAUUUAUUACAAGAACAUGCUUUCUUUUCCCAGCAAUUCUAGUUUGGUGAGAGAUGAUUUAUACUUGUUUGCUGAAACCAUCUAUAUAUUAUAAAGUUCUUACUUUGUUUGCCAUUCUGUCCUUUACUAUGCAUGAGUGAGCCUGCUAGUUACAUUCAAAGGGUUACUCCAACCCUUAUUUGUGGAAGACUUGUGUAAUGGAGCUGCCUGUACCUCGGCUCGGUACCUCCGCCAACGACCGCUUCCUAGCUGGAACAGGGAACAAAACCCAGCACUUCUGCCCACAGUUGUCGUCGCUUGACUGGGGCCCUGGACCCACUCUCUCCUGGAGCCGAAGGGAAUUCACUCUAGACACCCCCAGACACUGGACGACACUCAGUCCUGGGAGCUCUAGUACUUACAAGGACUUUCCUGUUGAAUGUCCACACUGGAACUGUGAUUAAAGAGUAGCCCUUGCCCCUCCCAGUAACCAGACGACACUUAGUUCUGGGAGUACAAUCUGGAAUACUUUAAUGGCUGCCACAACUGGCAUUAUAUGUAUGUCCCCAUGCAAGGGGCACUCCUCCUGGACCUGAGAGUAAAGCACAGUACAAACAAAUACACAGUUACAUUGGCUCUCAGGUCCAGGACACUCCCAUACAAAAACCGAUAAUCCCUCCUCUGUGCCUGGGAGAUAAUUGGAUCAGGAACUGUACUAAUCUAAUCCAAUUAUCUCCAAGCACGGAAAAAACAUACUUUUUCCAAAACACCCCAAAAGUAUCCUAAAAAUACAUAAAACCCCACAAAAGUUGCAUCUUCUGAUAGCACUGAUCUGUGUGACCAACAUAUCCCAAAAUCACCCAGAUCAGUUCAGGAAUUUCCUGGAAGUCAUUUGUUUGACCGACCACACGCAUGGUCCCAUUCCCAAAACUGUUCCAUAGAAUUAGGGCUAGCGGUCGGUCUAGUUCGGUAGUUUAAAAACGAACAAACUACAGAACACAGUCAAUUUUUCACAGUUUAAUUUUUCUCCGCUCUACCUGCCCACCCUGGUUCCUUCGAACUAUAUAGCAGGCUCUUCCAGCUGUUUGAAACCAUAGCCAAUCACCUCCUCAUUCCCUUCACAUGCUAUCAGCUGCUGCAGUUAUACUAUUAACUCUCUCUGCUAUAAUAUACAAAUCCCUCUGCUACCUCUUGUCUCAUCUCCCCAGUUUAACCUUUAGAUUGUAAGCUGACGGGCAGGGUCCUCUACCUGCUGUAUCGGUCUGUUAUUAUUGUUUGUCUUUUUCCCAGUUGUACAGCGCUGUGGAAUUUAUAGGCACUUUAUAAAUGCCAAUAAUAAUAAAUAAUAAUGGUCUUACCCUAGAGCUUGUUCCCCUUGUUCAGACGAACGAUUCCACCGAACAGUGCCCUUCUAACUUGUGUAGAACCGAACGCAGGUGACGAUGCAUGUCCAGCGGUGUUCGGGAGUCUGUGUCCGAUUCUAGUUCCAUGAGAUUCAUGCCCAAACACCGCUGCCUGUGUUCAUGCGAACACCUCGUAGUCGUCCAUAGGAAUUGUGGCCACCCAGACAAACACUUAGAACACUGAGGUGGAAUUUGUUACUAUGUUGCAAUUAGGCUUAACAAGCUCCAGCGUGGUCUCCGGUUUGUGCGGCUGUUCGGUUCCCAAACCACAUAAUCCUAAUAUGCAAACUGAGACUUUUAUAUCACAUUAUACAAGGUUCAUAGUCUGUGGGCAGGAGGCUGGCAAGCCGGCUCCUCCAAGAACUCGUGGCAAACUCACUUGAAAAGGGGUGUUUGUCACAACAUGUUUCUAUUUAAAUGCCCUAUUGGCUACUAUCGAUUAGCCCCACCUAAAUUUUGCAAGAAAAACCUGCAACAAAAAGUGUGUUUUUGUUUUUGUUUACCACCUCUUGUCGCGGUCUUCCACACCUCCAUCCGACCUCAGCAAAGGCCUUGUGCGGUCUUCUAAUGGACUGUUUCCCUUUGUCAGUCUUAGCCGGGGAGAGUUGAAAUUGAAUAAAAAAAAAAACAAAAAAAAAAAACUAGCUAUAGUGAACGUAUGGAGGUGGGGAGGGAGAAGCUCGUUAUGUCCAUUGCCUUCAAGCAGUGCAUGCUGAUGAGACCUAUUUUAUGCUCAGAACUGACAUCUGACAGUCUGGGACAGAGUUUAGGGGGUCAGUCAAAAUCAUGCAUGCUGGGGAAGUAGCUAUCCCUUGGCACAAAAGUGCAGAUUACACCUGUGACGAGAGCAAUCUCGCCACAUUGCAUUGGAGAAGCCUGGUUGCUCGCCUGCUGCCUUUGGACUAUGGCCCCAUAUUAAAAGACAUCUUUUUUUACCUGCAGAAAAGAUUUAUUCGUUCUUUUCUGCCUGGUGUUCGGUAGAUUCAAUCUACCGAACAACCGCACGAAUGACUGGACCACCUGGGAGCUGGAGUGUGUCAGCAAUUAGCCUCCCUGAAGCUUAAUUGACGAAUGCCAUUCGUAUCACGAACACGAGGUCACAGCCAUUUUAAACAUGCAAACGCACAGCGGUGUUUGACGCUUAAUUCAUGGAACUGAAAUCGGACACAGUUUUGUGCGAACACCGCUGACGCCGCCGACCUCCCUUCUUGUUCAGUGAAAGGGCACAAACGGCCCGGUGUUCGGUAGUUUUGUUUGAAUGUGUUAUACCCCAGAUAGGACUCCCAUGGAGCCCAUUCGCAUGAAACUGACUGUGUAAAGACUUUAGCUCCAUGGCGAUUAAACUGUAUUCGUGUGGUCUGAGCGCCAUUCGCUUAACAAUGUGCGCUCAGACCUGAGCUAUCUGGGGAUAUGUUAAAUGUAUGCUUUUAAUGUUAUGUGUCUCACAUAGUGUAUUUUAAUAGUAAUUCCUGUGUUAGUAUCCCCACGUGCAUAAUGGCGAUUUGCCUUUGUGUUGGGAGAUAAUUGAAUUACUUCUCAAUUAUCUCCAAGGCAGAGGGGAGGAAGCCAGGAUGCAUUGUGGGAAUAUAAUGUGACUGUGUGUCCUAUUUGUCUACUUGUCUGUCUUGUGUCACAGUCUCCCAUUUGGUCCCCUAGGGGAGUGUCCACCAGGUGGGAGACCUGCAUAAAUACUGGGCAGGUAGCCCUCAUUAAACAGACCACUGCUUGACCCACAACACGGAGCCUUGUCUCGUCUUUGGGGGGAUUUACUGAAUGCUGAUAGAGACUGAUUGCUAGGAGUGUAAGCCGCUUGGAUGCUCUUCCUAUUCGUCUGCUAGCAGCGAUUCGUAUGGUUCCAGUUCGUGUGUUUGGAGAUGCUAUAUUGGAUGCCGUUCGGGAGUUUGGAGCAUUCCCUUAUUGGCGGUUCGUGAGUUUGGUGUUCUACAAUAGCUGUGCCUUCAUCUCUGGAAAGGGGGACGAUCGCCUAAACGGUUUUUACCCCUUGUGUGCAAAAUGGUCUGUUACAACACCGUUUCAAACAGAAAUAUACAGAUUACUACCACCACAACCACUUCAAUUCACUGAACUGGUCAUGGUGGUUGGAGUAACCAUUUUUACUUUGCAGUUUAAUUUAAUGUGAUGCAAUAUACGUCUAGUGACUUCAUUAGUCCACACAAUUAUUUGCUCUCCUUUGAGCUUGAGGUCCCUGUUGAUUACAAUAUUAAACUAUGAACUUAAAUUAUUGCAAAAUGUCAUAAGUAAGAUUUUAACUGCAGAAAAAGAAAAAUUAAGACCAUACUACCUUUUUGAUCUCCCACAUCACUUCUGGUACUCAAGGCUUUAAUGAAAGGUUUGCCAGAAACCUAAUAUUUUUUUGGAUCCUAAAGUGUAGGGAAAUUUGUUGGCUCUAGUGGUUAAAAACAGGUCAACAAAGCAAAAUUUGAGUAUCUCUGGGGAGGCCAUGCCUUCGAUGACGUCCCUGGAGAUGGAUAGCUAACCAGUGGUGGAAAAAGGGAAGUAAAACCUUAAUUUAUUAUAUUAUUUUUAUUAUUGCACACAGGAGGGGGGACCUGUGUAUACUUGAACAGUAUUUAUAAUAUGUAUAACAGUAUUAGGUAAACCUAAAUAUUAAUGGAAACUAGAUUAGCAGUAAUGCAUGCAAAACAAAUACAGAUUACAUAAAUUGUUUAGGGACAAUGUGCAAGCACACCAGUGUAAACAAAACAAACAUAUGUCAGCAGCAUAUCAAACCAAGUGAUGACAGGAGUUUUGCUCAAACCAGAGUACAAUUCAAAGGAAUAUUAGUAUAAUGACACUAAAGGUUCUUAUUUCUGUAAUCAAUGCAGAAGAAUGAUUUUUUUUAUUUAUUUUUUUAUUAUUCCCUUCCCCCCUACCCCCCCCAAAUUAUACAUUCAAUAUUCGUUUUGCCAGCCAAUUCUUGCAUGCUAUUUAAUAUUCACAUUAGGAAUUGCAUCAUUUCUUACCCACAUUUAUACUCUUGCUUCUAAUAAUUCAAGUUGCAUAGCUGAUGUUGCUUAUUAAAACAGAACAACAGAAAACUUUAUAUUUAUGUUGGAUUCAGAGCUACACCAGCUAGUUGCUAACAUUGAUAAUAAUCGGUUCUGAAAAUCAUUGUCAAUGAAGAUUGAUUAGUCUGUGCCUGGAACGUUUGCUCAUUGCAUUACUUCUGUUAGGAUUUUUAAAAAUAAUUAUUACAAUUGCAGUCUGAAAAAGCCCUAAGAAAAGGGCAAAACAUGUUUAGCUGCUUUUUAAUAUCUCGUUUUUUGUAGUCAGUUUUGACCAUUAAUUGAAAAGCCAUUUGCAUCACCAUUGUGGGAUGUUUUGCUGUUGUAUUCAAUAGUAUGAAAGACAUACUGGCAGGCACCAGAGGAAACUAAACUGGCAGAUUACGAUGUGGAAGACCAUAGGCUUCUGAGCAGUAUUGGACUUUACCAUCACUGGAGACGCCAUGUCUUCGAUGACGUCCCUGGAUAUGGAUAGGUUAUCAGUGGUGGGUAAAAAAGGAAGUAAAAUCUUAAUUUAUUAUUAUUGCACACAGGAGCGGGGGACCUGUGUGUACCUGCGGACAGUUUUGUACUCCUCCUGCUUUAGUAUUUCUUCAUAAAGUAUUGAUCAGCUAACUCUCCUUGUGAUUAACUUUUAAUGUAGAUGUCAUCUUGUAGGAGUAUGUGCUACUAUCCUAUUUAUAACAUAAAUUAAAAAAAAAAAUUAUUGAAGAUAAAUAAAAACAAAUAUAAAAUCUUCUAUCAUAAGCAGAAACAGACGCACUUUGAGCCCUGCACACAGCUCAGUCUGGGGACACGAAUUCUGGUCCAUGCUGACAGAGGGGAGCGGACCAGAAGUGACGUCUUACACAUGCGGACCAGAAGUGACCUCACACGCCGGACCGAAAUACACGCAAAUGAAGAGCGGACCAGAAGUGACGUCUUACACAUGCGGACCAGAAGUGACCUCACACGCCGGACCGAAAUACACGCAAAUGAAGAGGAUUAUCCUAAUGGAGAGGAUAUUUAAGCAGCAGGUCAUCAGUAUAUCGACAGAGACAUUGAGAGAGACUUUAAAAGUCGAAAUGCUUCUCUUUCUGCUUAUGAUAGAAGAUUUUUAUAUUUUUAUUUUAAUUUAUCUUCAAUAAAUUUUUAUACUUCACCUUCUGCUGUAUCCUCACCUGCUGUUCCGUGGUCCAUCUGGUUUCAGUGGCCUAUGGAGAUUCAGUUAUAGCUUGGAAAGGCACCCUUGGGCUUAUGAUACAGAGCCUGGCACGGCUCUGUAAUCUGUGAGUUGUUCCACCUAUUGUUCAUAUUAUUCAAACCGUAUACACUAUGUCUUACAUUAUUAUUUUACAGACAUUGUGAAGAUUUAUCUGCCACUCAUAUGCAUAAGUAUUAUAUUAUUGUUCUCAGUAUGAAGGGUUCACCCCUACUCUGUGUGACUUCUUACACUGUAUUAUAGUAUGAUUUGUCUUGCAAUCCUGAUUUCUGGUUCUUUCUGCAUGCCCUGGCAGUGAUGGGCGCUGGACUGUACCUUUUGCACAGCACAGAUGAGUAAUUGGGUACAGCAGGGUGGAGCUACAGCAUCAGUUUUCCAUUGCAGAGUGUUCUGUGCUGUAUUGGUAGGGAAAUCGCUCUGCUGAUGUCAGCAGAGGGGAUCAUUCUAAAUUAGGGUUAGUUUUAGGGAGGUAGGAAUAGGCUUAAGCUUAAAUAUAGCGCCAGUGUUUAAACACUGUUCAGUAUUGUGAUAUUGAUAGUAUCCCUUUACAAAACUACAUCAUUCUUAGUAAGUGAAAACUAUCCAAACUUUGUAGGUGCCUGGCUGCAUCCAUGGCAUCGGGGGAUUACUGCUUCAACCAGAACAUUAAAGUACAGAGAAAGUAAGCAUUUACUAUGGUCAAAGAACUUUCACUUCUCCAAGUGUAACUUUUUCUCUGAAACUGCUAUGUUUGUAAUAGGGUUAAUUCAGCCUCUAGUGGCUGUCUCAUUGACAGCUGCUAGAGGCGUUUGUGUGCUUCUCACUGUGAAUCACAGUGAGAAGACGCAAGGGUCCAUAGGAAAGCAUUCUGAAUGCUUUCCUAUGAGACAGGUUGAAUGCGCGUGCAGCUCCUGCCGCGUAUUCACAUUCACCCGAAGAGGAGGAGCGGAAGAGGAGAGCUCCCCGCCCAGCGCUGGAAAAAAGGUAAGUUUAACCCCUUUCCUCUCCCAAGAGCCCGGCGGGAGUGGGACCCUGAGGGUGGGGGCACCCUCAGGGCACUAUAGUGCCAGGAAAACGAGUAUGUUUUCCUGGCACUAUAGUGGUCCUUUAAAGCAGAGCACUGAAUUAAAACUCUGUUUUGUCAGUUUUUCAAAGUUUAUAAAAUGUAAGGGUACAGGGACAGGAUUCUGGCACCAUGAGAACUCCAAUAAGCUGAAGUGAGUUACAGUGAUUUAGAAUGUCUAGAUAAUUCUAGGAUUUUACUAUUAACAUGACGUAAAGUCAUGAUUUUAUUAAUGACACGGAGGCGAGUAUUAUGCUUCUCUUUCUUUAAUUUUCCCUCAGCAGCAAAGAGAAAAUAGCAUAUCAUUAACAUAUAUACAUAUUCAACAGUGCUACUAAUCAGUAACCACCCCCCUUCAGUAUAUAAGGUGUAGCACUCUCUUCCUCUUCCUGUAGCGAUCCGAAGACCAGCCAAUAACUGAACUAAACUUUGAACCGGAACUGUAAAUUCGGGAAAGCAGUCGUACAUCCCUUCCUAGGGGAAAACGGUAAAGCCGUCCUUUAAAUCUUUUCAAUCACUCCGACAUGGGAAUUCAGGCUAAAAGAGAGGAGAAAUAUGGUAAAAUCUCGAUAGACAACUGGUUGUAACAUACUCCAGCAUAUAUAUCGUUAUCUAGAUCUGGAGAAAAAUCGUCAUAAGAUACAACUUAGCGUAUAAUCUAGUCUAGACAUUCAAAUCCGAUAAUUAAGGCAGGGGAGACCCGCCCUCUAUGGUAUGAGGAUAGGUGUCGACUCAAUCUAAUCCUGCCCGGUCUGUAAAUUCCACCAACACCAACCCAGGGAGGGGGGGAGAGAAUAUGACUCGCCUCCGUGUCAUUAAUAAAAUCAUGACUUUGUCAUGUUAAUAGUAAAAUCCUAGAAUUUUAUUAAAGACACGGCUCCUAUUAUGCUAUUUCAAAGCUGAGCUAUAAUCUUAUCAGAAAAAUGUUGUAUUGGUCUAAAGUAAAAGUUCCGGAAUGUGGAUUCCGUAGACCAAUCUGCAGCCUUCAAAAUGUCUUCCAAGCGACAUCCAGUCGCCGAUGCUUUAGAGGCCAUAGCGCCCCUGACGGAGUGGGAUAAGAACACAGAGACAUCGAUCCCAGCCGCAGCCAAUAACCAUUUGAUCCAACGUGCGUGUGUUGGAGUAGAUACCGGUAGAUGUGGUUUCUUCAGUGAGAUGAACAGAGGUCCGUCAUUAGAUGGCCGUAGAGUAGAAGUGCGAGAUUCGUAUUCUUUUAGGCACAAUAUCGGGCAUAGAUUGGGUAAACCUGUUUUUGUUCUCCGCGAGAUAUCGAAUGACACUCCCUUCGGAGUGAACAUGUGGGCCUACCAAUCCAAAGCUCUUAUGUCUGACACUCGCUUACAGGAUAAUAGACAAAACAACAUAAGCAAUUUUGCCGAUAAUUGUUUAAAAGACAACUCUAAGUUAGAGGGCCAUCCAUCUAGGAGCCUGAACACGGAGUUGACAUCCCAGAAGGAUGUAGGAGGACGUGAGAAGCGGACACCCUUAAGUAGACGACAGACUAAGGGGUUCUGUCCAGUUGGGAGUCCAUCCACGUGAUCAUGGCCAGCCGAGAUAGCAGAACGUAAUAAGUUGACCGUGCGAAAGGCUUUGCCUGAUUCGAACAGAUGUCAGGAAGUCCAACACCGAUUUCACAGGGGCUGAUACAGGAUCCAACGAUCGUUCCAAGCACCAAUUGGCCCACUGUCUCCAGGCCGCAGCAUAUGCAUGUCGUGUUCCAGGCGCCCAUGCGUUUGCCAGGAGUUGCAUAGUUGUGCUCGAAACCUCUGUGAUUUCCCAGGGUCCCCAGAAAGGAGCCACGCCAUGAGACGGAGGAGACCUUGUUCUAUCAGUGUGUGACUCUCCCCGUCUGGAUUGGUUAGCAGAGAUGGGUGAUCCGGUAGUAACCGUGGAUGAUCGAUCGCCAUUUCCAAUAGGUGUGGAAACCAAGGCUGGGGCAUUCAACAUGGGGUUACCAGGACCAUCGAGCUCUUGAAGCGUCUGAGGUACGCCAGGCAACGAGCGAUCAGAAUGAAUGGCGGGAAGGCAUAUGGUCCAAUCUUGGAGGAAUGCGUCGGUCGCCAUGGCUUCCGGGUCCGGGCGCCAGCUGAGAAACUGGGGCAGUUGCAUGUUUAGUCUGGACGCAAACAGUGUGAUCAAAGUGCGUGAUCUUGUGGAACACACUCGGUUGAAGUCUCCAAUCUCCCGAGUCCUUCAGGUAGCGGGAGUUCCAAUCCGCGGUGUAAUUGUCCAGGCCUGGAAUGUGUUCCGCGGUAACUGACACAGAAGGGAAUUGUGUUCCCGGGAGAUCCUCAUCCCCGUAGGGAUCCGAGUACUGGUCAUCUGACCUUUCCUCCCCAUCCUCGUCUGACUCAGACGUUAAGUCAUGGGCCCGUGCCCGUUUCCACUCCCUGGCCGCCGUAGCCCGGCCAGUAGCUCUAUUGCGCGGUUGUUGCGCGCCAUCACAGAUGGCCUGAGGCAUGUCAAUCAAACCAGGCUUUACCUGGAUGUGGGUGGGGGGGGGGUCCUGAGCGUGUUUGCACUUGCCUAGCGCCUUGCGUCCUGCGGUAGCCACUUCAGGGGUAGCAUGAGUCUGCACCAAAUCAGCCUGAGCAGGGAAGGCCUACCUAAGGGCUUGGGAGAUGGAUUAUGAGAUGCUGGAGGACAUAGCCCCCAUGGCAGAGGAAAUGGCCUUACUGAUAGAAUUGGACAUACUGGCGUCCAGGAGGCUCUAAAAUUCUUCUGAGCCUAUGAGGUUAGGGUCAGCCUGGGAAUCAGAGCCAGGGGUACCCUUAGGGGGGGUAGCGUGGCCAGGUAAGUCCCCACCAGCAGACUGCAUGAUAGCAGAAGUGAAAGUAGGCAAAUAGUAAGUAUAUAAUUAUAAGGAAGGUGCUGGAUUGCUUAAUCCAAGCACAGGGUAGAAUAGUAGAGACAAAAUACCCGGGUCCUGUGUGACUAGCAGGAGCAGCGUCGAGUGCAACCUCCACAGACCCGAAAAACCGCAGCACAAGAGAAUUAAAAUGGCCGCUGGCACAGGUCGGCGAAGGAAACCAAAAAGAUGGCCGCUGCGAGUGCUGCGCGCAUGCACGGAGCGUGCGCGCGGCAAAAGUAAAGCCGGCAGGGAGCCGGGAACGGGUCGAGGAGGGGGCUCGGGACGGUUCCCGGUCGGUAGGGGGGAGGGAGCCAGAGCAACCCAACUAUAAAGUUGAACAAAAGAAACCCUGAACACACUCCAGGACCCAGGGGAAAGAAACAGUAGUAAGAAGAAAUACAGUAUAAAGAUAAAAUCUAUGGUACUGCAAAUGAGAACUCAAGUUUAGGGAGAUAAACAGAAACCCUUAAUAGAAUAGGGGUAACAUCUGCAAUCCCACAGUAAUUAUUACAACAAGCAAGAGAAUAAAAUGUACUUAGCUGGUCUGAGGGAGCAGCGAAGAAAGAGGAAGAGAGUGCUACACCUUAUAUACUGAAGGGGGGUGGUUACUGAUUAGUAGCACUGUUGAAUAUGUAUAUAUGUUAAUGAUAUGCUAUUUUCUCUUUUUACAUGCAUUUUUCUCUUCGCUGCUGAGGGAAAAUUAAAGAAAGAGAAGCAUAAUAGGAGCCUCCGUGUCUUUAAUAAAAUUGUGGAUUUCUUAAUUGUGGUGAGGGAAAAAAAAAAAAAUCUUUCUCCGGUAGAUCUUAAAACCUAGAGAGAGUGUUCAACAACCCAUUGUUAUUAAUUAGUUAAAUAAUCUAAUGUACAUGUUAUAACUCCUCAUAACCUAAAUCAAAUCUACCAUUCACAAACAAUAGUUCAUCACCAUGUGAUUAAUGGCCCUUACCUAAUGAUGAAACAAGUGGUAUAACCUCUAAUCUAUAAUUGUGAAAACAAGGAAAAUUUGAUAAAUCCUAACUUGUAUUAAAUCACACAGAAUAAAGUUCAGUUUUAUAUCCCCUAACCUCAACCAUCGUAUAAAAAAAUAAAUUAAAAUCAUUUAAUAUUUGUAGUAAAUGUAAUUUUAAAUAUCCUUAUUUGGAUGUUUUUUAUUCUAGUUUUUUUAUGUUGUCAUUGCCCUAUUAUCAGGUACCAACUUGGCUGCCAAAUAGCCAUGUAUACUGUCGAGCAAGUGACAGCCUGGGCCUUCUCCUUCCUGCUGGCGGUUUGCCAGCUACUUAAUUGAAGUACUGUUUUCUGCCUGUCAGAUCUUCCAAUUGACAAUUGUAUCCAGCUAAGCAAAUAUUUUGAAAAUACAGCAAACUAGAGCAAAAAUGCAAUAGCCUAUAUAAUGCCAAAUAUUUGGCUGUGCUGACAUUUUUAUCCUAGACUCAUCAUAUUUACACCUUGGUGUGUUUAUGGGAAAAAGCUUGCAAUUGUUAAUUACUGCCAGAGAGAACACUGUGUAAGUUGAAACUUUUUAAAGAUGAAAAAAUAUGUAUCAUUUAAAUGUGGUCACCAGAACUUGACUGCAGCCACUGUGUAAAUUGUACAUGUACUGACAUUUUAUAAAGUGCCUUAAAGAUAUUGCUUUCUGUUCUGCUGUGUGUUUUUUUUUGUUGAAUUUUUAUUAUACUGGGUAAACUGGAUGAUGGUCAGAAACACCUUGGCUACCGCGGUUAAAGGGAUACUGUAGACACCCAGACCACUUUAUUUAAUUGAAGUGGUCUGGGUGCAGUCCUCCUGUCUAGCUAACCCUGAAUUGUAAAACUUUACAGUUUGUUAUCUUGUAAGUUUAAUUCCUCCUCUAGUGGCUGUCUUGUAGACAGCCACUUGAGGCACUUCCCUGUGCUUCAGAGUCUAGCUCUGUGAAACACUGGAUGUCCUCACGCUUGGCAUGGGGACAUCCAGUGUCUUGAAAAUCCCCAUAGGAAAGCCUAGUGUGCAUGCGCAGCAAGUGACAUCGUGGGAGAUAUCAGGUAAGUGAAAGACUUGCCUGACUGAAUGGGGGAGGGGUGGGGGGAAGGACACUGUGUUAUAGUUUUGUAUUCCCAAUACUAUAGAGUUCCUUUAACCAUCAGUACAUAUGCUAUAUACGGGUGCACACAAUAGUGUUGAAUCUGGACCCAUAUUUUUAAAAAUCCAAACUGCCUACUGCCAGCACUAGUAGCCAAGCAGACAAAUUAUUUAAAACCCGUGUCCUCAUCACUAUGCUGCGAGUAGGUGUAUAUCUUCUAACUGUUAAUACCCCAUCUCCUGGGCAGUGGAAUGGUAUAUUAGAAUAAGUGGGCCCAUUUUCAGUCUCUUUUUAUCCCAUAUGUCAACUUAUCAAUGAAUGUAAAUAAUCCAUAAAGAUAGAAUCGUUCUUAGUCACAUUGACUGUUUUUGAAUUUCAUUGAAAUUUCAAUUCGGUCAAAAGAUAUCAUGAGAGAGAAGGUUCCCUACUUUCUAUCAUGAUGACAAAGAGCAGAGGUUCCAGUGUCAGGUUUUUCAAUUCCCCUUGCUAUCUCUAGCAAUAGCUGUGAGAAUCCGGCUUCUUUUGCAGAUCAUGAGACUGUCAGUGGAGGCUCCUGCGGUCUCAUGGCAUCCUCCAUCAGCAUUAGUGUUGUAAUUUUCCACAUGUGCGGGAGUACAGUAUUGAUGCAGCUCCUGGCUGAUGAAGCAACAGGAGCUGAAGACAGAAGAUGUCCUUGUCUGUGGGAAAGAGCUUCAGCUAAACCUUUUAACCUCUACGGUGUGCUCAAGUGGUUACGGUACCAGGAUUGACUAGGUGUUCUCCCCAUUGUAAAUAGUCAAAUUUCUUUAGAAUGGCUUGACUUCUUAUCUGGGAUCAGCCUGCUGCAGCAGUGCAGACCAUAGCUCACACACACAGAGAGCGAUUUGGGUGACACUCACAACCAAUGAGCUAGCCCUCACUGUAGGGGUUAGCUCAUACAGAAAGCUAACAGACGCUUUUGUGGAGGAGACAGAUGGUGCACCACAGGUGAGAAGUCAAAACAUGUUUGACUACUUGUUGGGAUAGGGCAGUUCACUGUAGUAUACAUACAUUGUGCAGUAGUGAUUAUGGUGUUAUGAAUUGUUUCUUUAAUAGUAAUCUAAGAACUAUCAUAUUUUAAAUUUAAAAAAAAAUGGAAUUCCAAUAUAUUCUAUCCUACAUAAAUUAUUUGGAGCAUAUGUCAUCUAAUAAUUUAACAAGUGUACCAAGAACAAUUUUUUAGAAGUUUUACUAAAUCCUUUGAGCAUAUUUAAGCACUCUGUAGAAUUUUGAGUAUGUUGGCUAAUGACUACUUCUUGACCCAUGAAUUACAAGUCAAGAACUGGUGUGAUGAAUUUUAUGAGCCCCUUUGAAGAUGGGCAGAUUUUAAUCUCUUAUCGCCAUUUCUCAGUGAGCUCCCAGAGCAAUCAGGAUUGCUACAUAAGUUAUAUAUGACAGGAUCAUGUUAUUUCUAUCAAAGGACUGGCCUUUUAAUUUGAAAACUGUAUAUCUGCCUCUUAAAUGGUUUACUGUUUUAACACUUGCAGUGCUGUUUUAAAAAUGACGUGUAUGUAUUACAUACCUCCCUAUUUAGCAGGGAACAGUCCCCGUUCUCUUUGCUCAUGGCACUCAGUAUAAUGAAAACAUACAGUGAUGUAAAGAAAUUAAACAUUAUUCAACUAAUUUGCAAUAUGCUCUGCCUAAACUGGAUUGUGACAUUUGUUUUGCAGAUCUUUCAUAUACAUAUUAAAGAAAACUGAGCUUAAUCCCUUAGUGACCAGACCGUUUUUCAAUUUUCUUACCUUUAGGGCUGUUUUUACAUUUCUGCGGUUUGUGUUUAGCUGUAACUUUCCUCUUACUUAUUUAAUGUACCCACACAUAUUAUUAUUAUAUAGAGUUUUUCUCGCCAUUAAAUGGUCUUUGUAAAGAUACUAUUUUCAUCAUAUAAUUUACUGUAAAAGAAAUUAUAUGAUGAAAAAACACACCUUUUCUAACUUUGACCCCCAAAAUCUGUUACACAUCUACAGCCACCAAAAAAACCUUGUGCUAAAUAGUUUGUAAAUUUUGUCCUGAGUUUAGAUAUAACCAAUGUUAACAUGUUCUUAGAAUAUUUUUAGAAUAAGUUAUAGGGCUAUAAGUACCGUACUUUGCAAUUUCCAAACCAUUUUUUUUUUUUUUAAAUGAACGCAUGUUACAGUAUAGCACUGAUAUCUGUCAGGAAUCCCUGAAUACCUCUUCACAUGUAUUUAUUUUAAAAAGACAACCUAAGGUAUUAAACUUGGGGUAUUUUGAUUCUUUUCAUGCAACCAUUUUACCACCAAUCUAUGCCAAAUUAAAAAAAAUUAUAAUUGGUGAUUUGUUUGACACACACAGCAAUUUAAGAAUACAUGUACUGAGAACUUUAAGGGUUACUGCCAAAGAACACCCCAAUAUGUGUUCAUCAACAUCUCCUGAGUACAGUUAUACCACCUAUGUAUAGGUGUGUUGGGUUCUCUGGGGGCUAAAAUACAUUAUUUGGAGGGUGUGCAUUCCAGUUUUCCAACUUGGAAUUUUCUCAGCUUGUCAUCAUGCACCCAUGUCCUAUUUGGGACAUUUUUGAAGCCGGCCAAUGUAAUUUACCCCCAUCAAACCAUAUAUUUUUGAAGAGUAGACAACCCAGGGUAUUCAAUAUGGGAUAUGUCUAGUCUUUUUUAGUAGCCACAAAGUUACAAACACUAGCGAAAGUUGGCAUUUAUAUUUGUGUGUUAAAGAUGCAAAAAAACUGUUAUGAACACUAACUUUGGCCAGUGUUUGUGACCAAGUGGCUACUAAAAAAGACUAUACCCCAUUUGCAAUAUCUUGGGUUGUCUUAUUUUGCAAAUGGUAUGCCAUCAUGAGGGUAAUUCUCAUUCCUGUGCUACCAUACGCUCUCAAAGGCAACAUCACCAAUCUGGCAAAUUUCAAUGUGAAAAAAUUACCUUAUAUUUAACCCUGUAACUUUCAAAAACACUAUAAAACCCGUACAUGGGGGGUACUGUUAUACUCUGGAGACUUCACUGAACACAAAUAUUAGUGUUUCAAAACAGUAAAACAUAUUACAACAAUAUCAUCAUCAGUGAAAGUGCCGUUUGUGUGUGAAAAAUGCAAGAAAACUUUCACUGACAAUAUCAUCGCUGUGAUAUGUAGAAGACUGAUCGCCGGUGGGGUAACAUGGGAGAAGGAGGGAAGGGGUUCAUUUUUUUUAAUUUUUUAUUUAUUUAUUUUACUGAGUGCCUCGACAUCGAGGCAUCGCUGCAAUACUGUUAGAGCGGAUGGAAGCGAUCACUUCCAGCGCUCUAAUUAGCCGCGGACGUAUCGGGUAUGCCUGAGUGCGUCCAUUCUGAUGAUCUCAGCCAAGGAUGCGGGUUGGGGAUGGAGCCAAAUACCACCCUGGCCAAUCAGCAUUUCCUCAUAUAGCUGCUUGAUUCAAUGCAUCUCUAUGGGAAAAAUUCAGUAUGGAGAUGCUGAAUGUGACCCAGGAAAUAUCUUAGUGUCUGACUCUGGAGGUUUCCCUAGGGAGCAAUGUAAACUAUGCCUUUUCUACAAAAAGGCAGUGUUUACAUGAACAACUACAUUAAGCUAUAGUUGUAAUGGUGGCUAUAGUGGCCCUUUAACACACAUUUUAGGUGGUUUUCAAUAUUUUUUUAAAAAUUGUUUAAUUUUCAUGGAAGUGAUGGUUUCCCUUUAAAUACUGCAGCAACUUAUACAUUUAUGGUAAGCAGUAAAGCUAUUGAUAUAUUUAUCAAUAUCCUUUAUCUUUAAAAGAUCACUAUAGGUACCCAGACCACUUCAGCUCAAUGAAGUGGUCUGGGUGCCAGGUCCCCCUAGUUUUAACCCUGAAGCUGAAAACCUAGCAGUUUCAGAGAAGUUUGUUUUCACUAUAGUUCUCCUUUAACAGGAUGUUCAUUUCAGUGAGCUAACAUUUUUUUUUUUAUUUAUGAGCCAUUUGUGUUUUUAAUAAACUUAAAUAGAUAUUUCAUUUUUUUAUAUCUGCCUUGACAUUUAAAAGCAUAAUAUUACAAGCUUUUAUAUGAAAAAAAAUAUAUUUUAAUUUACAUUUGUUAGGAAUAGAAAUCUCAUAGGUUAAUUUAAGUGUGCCAUUCUUGUUAUAUAACUUCCAUACCAGUGUCGGCUAUUUAUUGCAACCAGUAUGUUUACAUUUUUUUUUAAACAGACUGCAAACUUAGAUCUCCAAUGGAGCAGAAUGAAGCAAAUUACAAUAACUUUAAUCUGUGUAUGUUUUACACUGCAAGGAUUUAAGGUUUUAAUGUUUUGAGCAUUUUAAUGGUAUUUAUACAAUAGAUAAGGACGGCAGGCGUGCUACGCCGUCCUUGGGGACCCGGCUCUAAACUCCAGUGGGCAGCAUAGCACGUCCACGCCGUCCUUCCCACUUACCUGCUCGCUGGCGAUCCCACUCCGGCGAUCGCAAUGGGGGGACUUACCUGGCAUCCCAGGGAAGUCCCCCUUCUGCCGAUCCGGCCCUCCUGGACCAUGUGAUCGCGAGGUCCUUGCGAGGACCUCACGAUGACAUGGACGGAAUAGCCAUCCAUAGCAAUUCCAGCAGGAGGAGUGCCUGGAAUGACAGGUAGUCCCCCUGCUGCCUGAAAUAAAAUGAAAUAAAGUUAAAACAGUGUAAAAUAAAACAAUAUAUAUUUAGAUCAUAUAUAUAUAUAUAUAUAUAUAUAUAUAUAUAUCAUAUGUGUGUGUAUACACCCUGUUCCAAAUUAUGCAAAUUAUAUUUUUCUCAUUUACCUAAAUAAUUGAUGUAAAUAAGUCAGCAUAAUUCUCAUGUUAUCAACUAUUAAGAGUACAAUUCAUAUUUUAUUGAACAAACCUCCUAAUGAUAACCGUAUUUAUUUUAAACAUAAACUUCCAAUGCACUAUUCCAAAUUAUUACGCACAGUAAAUUUCAAAACACUUUAUAGGUUGUAAAGAACUGAAAAUUGUCAUUUGUUGUGUUGGCAGCAUAUUUACUGAAAUCAAAAGCUAUUUCAAUCAAACUUCUAACAACAUUUUAACAGGUCACGUUACAUUUUAACAUAGGACCCCUUAUUUGAUAGCAGCUUCUUAAGUCUUGCAUCCAUUGAACUUGUGUGUUUUUGGACAGUUUCUGCUUGAAUUUGUUUGCAAAGAUGUCAGAAUUCUCUCCCAGAGCUGCUGUUUGGAUGUAAACUGCCACCGUCAUAGAUCUUUUGCUUGAGGAUGCUCCAAAGGUUCUCAAUAGGAUUGAGGUCAAGUGAGGAUGGAGGCCACACCAUGACUUUCUCUCCUUUUAUCCUCAUAGCAGCCAUUGAUGCAGAGGUAUUCUUUGCAGCAUGAGAUGGUGCAUUGUCAUGCAUGAAGAUUUUAUUACGGAAACUUAGUUCUUUCUUCUGUACCAGGGAAGAAAGUGGUCAGUCAGAAACUCCACAUAAUUUGCAGAGGUCAUCUUUACACAUUCGAGGACCCUAAAGGGGACAUGACUCCACCACUGCCUUGCUGACGUCGCAGCCUUGUUGGAACAGGGUAGCUAUCCACCAACCAUCCACUACUCCAUCCAUCUGGACCAUCCAGGGUUGCACGGCACUCAUCAGUGAACAGGACUGUUUGAAAAUUAAUCUUCAUGUAUUUUUCUUUCCAAUGCAGCCGUUUCUGCUGGUGAGCAUUGGUUAGUGGUGGCCAAAUAGAAGGUUUAUGCACAGUUGCAAGACUGGAGGACUCUACACCUUAAUGUCCGUGGGACUCCAGAGGCACAAGCAGCUUCAAAUAUCUGUUUACUGCUAUGUAAUGGUAUUUUAGCAGCUGCUCUCUUGAGCCGAUGCAUGGAUCUAGCAGAAAUCUUCCUCAAUGUCCGUCUGGGCUCUGAAUCAGCCACAAAUCUCUUAAUAGUGCGACGAUCACGCUUAAGUUUUCGUGAAAUAUCUAAUGUUUUCAUACCUCGUCCAAGGCAUUGAACUAUUUCACUCUUUUCGGCAGCAGAGAGAUCCUUUUUCAUCCCCAUAGUGCAUGAAAAUGGUUCUCUGCUUAAUAAUGUGCAACACCCUCCUUUAGUAGUUUUUCCUUAAAUUGGGCUCACCUGGCAAUCUAAUUAUCACAGGUGUCUGAGAUUUUCAGUGAUCAAAAGAGCCCUGAGACACAAUGCCAUCCAUGAGUUAAACUGAAAAACAAAAUAUUUAAUCUUUGUGACACUUAAAUAGAAUUUGCAUAAUUUGGAACAGGGUGUGUGUGUGUCGGUAUGUAUGUAUGUGUGUGUAUGUAUAUAUAUAUAUAUAUACACACUAAGUGUAUUUUAAUACAAUUUUAUAUAUAAACAAAAUACACGUAGAAUUAUAUUGAUUUUUUAUAUAUAUAUAUAUAUAUAUAUAUAUAUAUAUAUAUAUAUAUAUAUAUAUAUAUAUAUAUAUAUAAUAUAAUAAAAUUUAACAAAUAUUAACGCUAACUUUGGCCAGUGUUUGUGACCAAGUGGCUACUAAAGACUGGACAUAUCUAAUUUGCAAUACCUUGGGAUGUCUACUAUUGCAAAUGGUAUGCCAUCAUGGGGGCAUCAUCAAUAAUUCUCAUUCCUGGGCUACCAUACGGUCUCAAAGGCAACGUAACCAAUCUGGCGAAUUUCAAUGUGAAGAAAAAUUUUACAUGCUGUAGUUGACCCUGUAACUUCCCAAAACCCCAUAAAACCUGUACAUAGGGGGUAACGUUUUACACGUGAGACAUCGCUGAAUACUGAAUGUUUCAUUGCUAAAUAUUUGAUGUUAAAUUAAAUCCCUAUUUCCCAUGAAUAAAAUGAUAUAUAAUAAGUGUGGGUGCACUUAAAGGACCACUCUAGGCACCCAGACCACUUCAGCUUAAUGAAGUGGUCUGGUUGCCAGGUCCCUCUAGGAUUAACCCAUUUUUAAUAAACAUAGAAGUUUCAGAGAAACUACUAUGUUUUAUAAAUGGGUUAAUCCAGCCUCCAAAUCCUCUAGCGGCUGUCUCACUGGCAGCCACUAGAGGCGCUUGCGUGAUUCUCACUGUGAAAAUCACAGUGAGAACACGCAAGCGUCCAUAGGAAAGCAUUAUGAAUGCUUUCCUAUGAGACCGGCUGAAUGCGCGCGCAGCCAGCCGAUUGGGAGGAUCGGAGGCGGAGAGGAGGAGAGCUUCCCGCCCGGCGCUGGAAAAAAGGUAAGUUUUACCCCUUUCCUCUCCCCAGGGCCGGGUGGGAGGGGGUCCCUGAGGGUGGGGGCACCCUCAGGGCACUAUAGUGCCAGGAAAAUGAGUAUGUUUUCCUGGCACUAUAGUGGUCCUUUAAUAUGAAAUAGGUGAAUUACAGUUGAAUAGACAUAUAGUCAAAUUCCAAGUUUUGUUUACGUUUUAUUUUGAUCAAAACAUGUACAUUUGGCUCAGUCCUUCAGGGGUUAAAGUCUGUAGUAGUUCAUUAAGAUAUUGGCAGAUCUUGUUAUCCAUACUUUGUAUACAUUGUUAAAGGACCACUCUAGGCACCCAGACCACUUCAGCUUAAUGAAGUGGUCUGGGUGCCAGGUCCUUCUAGGGUUAACCCAUUUUUUUAAAUGGCCUUCCCCCUAUUUCCUCUAGUGGCUGUCUCAUUGACAGCUACUAGUGGCGCUUGCGUGCUUCUCACUGUGAUUUUCACAGUUAGAGCACGCAAGCGUCCAUAGGAAAGCAUUGUAAAUGCUUUCCUAUGUGACGGGCUGAAUGCGCACGCAGCCAGCCCAGGAGGAGGAACGGAGGAGGAGAGAAGGAGAGCUCUCCGCCCAGCGCUGGAAAAAGGUAAGUUUUUAACCCUUUCCCCCUUCCAGAUCCGGGCGGGAGGGGGUCCCUGAGGGUGGGGGCACCCUCAGGGCACUAUAGUGCCAGGAAAACGAGUAUGUUUUCCUGGCACUAUAGUGGGCCUUUAAAUAGCAAAAAAUACUUUGUCCACAGGUAACUUUCAGGGCAUUUUUAAUGUAAAAGAAGCAUUUAAAAAAAUAGUUUGAUCAUAGCAAUUUUAAUUUAAGAUGUGUAUAUAGUUUAUAAAACUUUAAGAGAUUGACUAAUCUGCUCUAUUUCCAUGUAGAAUAGAAUCCUAAAAAAAAUAAAAUCUCUUAAAGGGACUCUCCUGGCAAUACUACUAAUUUAGUCUAUUUGAUAGAUUUUGACCUCAUUAACAUGCUGUAUUUUUUGCAUGCUCAAAUCUCAAAAUUUUGCAUAACAUGUUUUGCAGAAUGCUGCACCAUAGUAAGCCUGUAUUUUUAGAUACACUCUCUUUCAGUCCAGAAAAGACGCCCCUAAUCAAAAAGGUAUGCACACUGCUCAGCCACUGACAGUACUGAAUGUUCUGAACAACAAACCAACCUGAAUUAGGAGAGGAUACCCAGGGAGGCGUAUAGUAAGGAUAGAACUACUUGUUGGUAGUUUCACUGUCUGCCAGGUUGUGAAUUAAAAGCAGCUCAACCAGUGCUGUUGGGGCUCAGACUGUGUGCAUGCAUACCUUUUGUAAAAAAAAAAUAUAAAGAUUUGAGCAUGCAAAAAUGCAAUACAAAAUAAAGUGUAUAAAUGUUGCAUUUGGUUCUCUGUAUGUCCCUUUAAUUCAAUUGUAAUGGAUUGUAAAUGACACAGCAUGGCCAUAAGACUCUCCUUAAAAUUGUAUAUUUGGACUCAAAACAUGCAUGUAACAGUGCAGAGAAAAUCACACAGUCUUGAGUGAAUAUUUGCAUUACUAACUUGGUCUGUGUUUGUGUAAAUAUGCACACAAGACAUGCGUGUGUGUGUUUUACUUGCACUGUUGUGUGCAUGUUGUGUGGUGUAUGCAUUACAAAAGCAUAGUUCUGUAGAAUAAAAGUUAAACAGCAAACAUAACCACUGCACAUGCAUCAAUAUCCUUAAAUACUAGAGAAAAUUCAAAUACAAGCUAAUAGAUUAAUGCUAGGUCUUAAUGAUGCAAAUCAAUGGAAAAUGAAAUGCCUAAAUAUAUAUGUCUUAGAGCAGAGCUGGGUUUGUUGUGAUAUUACAGAAUUUUAGCUUCAGCAUGAUCUGUUCUAAAGACAUUAUAUAUUUGUAAUUGACAUAUUUUGUAGUAUAAAGGAAAUGCAAUGCUAAGAAAAAAUACUCUGAAUAGACUUCAACAAGUUGUAGCCUAGACUAAUAUGGAAGUUAUAAGUCAACCAAGAUUGACCGCAGAAAACAAGUUCAUUUCAGUCACACCUCUGUGAAACUCCUGUUGAGACAAAGAAAAAUAUAGGGGGGUCAACUAGAAUGCCAUGGCAUGAUGCAUUGAUAAAGGGUAAUAAAAUAAAAUGUUUACUUUCCUUCAGUAAAUUGAAGUAGCACUGUUGAUCUCUUGCCUCCUAGUUGCUUGUGUUCUUUUUCGUUGUGUCUUGGAUUUCUAUAUACUGCUGACUGAGCAACAGUGAUUUGGAAUUUAUAGCGCCACAGUCAUUUAUUUUUUAUUUUUUUAUUAUUUUUUAUUUUUUUUAGGUACUGCAGUAUCCUUACUUCUCAUUUCUUUUUCUUGUUCACUACAAGCUCAGCUAAAUGCAAAGAAAAUAGAUUUUAAUUAGACUCAUACAAAUAUUCAUUUCAGACAAACCUUCUGAAACCAAUUUUUUUUUUUUCCUCUCACGUCUAGCUUUAAUAUUAACUCCUUUUUAGCUGAUGUGAAUUUGACAUAACUGGAUGAAAUGCUGAAACUACUUACCACUCUUUUUUAAUUUGGCUCUACAAGUGAAUACUGACCCUAAUCGUGUGUGUGUGUAUUUUAUUUUUAAUUUUUAUUAUUUUAUUUUAAGUUAUAUAGUUCAAAAUCAUCUGACCCUAGAGAGCAACUUAUUUGUAAGAGGCAACCAUCCUCUUCCCAUGUAAUGUAGCCCUCUCGUAUUGGAGAUGAUUAACUUAUACAAGCCUAUGUAUCAUGUAGUGAGCUAUUGAAUGAUUGUUGAAGUACGUUAAUUCUCCUAAAAUCAUAUAUAUUAAAUACUUGUUUUAGGGUAUGUUCUCUCAGUGCUACUAUUAAUGUAAUUAAAACAUAAAUCUCAAAGUUGACACCAUGAUCUGUGUGAUUCAGCUUUCUUGGUGCCACAGGGUAAGAAAUGAAUUGAGGUUUGUGCUUAGAUUUUAUGUAUUUAAAAUGUUUACUUCAAAUUGCAUGAAUAAUGCAUUAAUUAGACAAUUGAAUCUCUGUUUUAAUGUCUGUUAGAAUGCUAGAUUAUAUUAGCCAUACUAGUUCAGUGAGUAGACAUGUCAUAGGUAGUAUAGAGAUUGACGAGUCUGAAGUUAGAAUUAUUAUUAUUAUUUUAUUAUUUAUAUAGCACCAACAAAUUCCAUAGCGCUGUACAAUGGGUGGACUAACAGACACAUAAUUGAGAUCAGACCACUGGACGUACAGGAACAGAGGGGGUUGAGGGCCCUGCUCGAUGAGCUUACAUGCUAGAGGGAGUGGGGUAUAGUGACACAAAGGGUUAAAGUAGGGGAAUUACAUAGUUUGUUAGAGAAGGGUUUAUUGUGUGCUUGGUAGGUCAUUUUUGACAGCUGCAGGAAAGGAGUCAUGGGGUGGGGGAUGAGAAACCUGCUGACAGUUUCAUUGAUACGCUUUAAUGAAGAAGUGAGUUUUUUCAAAGAUUUUUUGAAGGAGUGGAGGCUGGGUGAAAGUCUGAUUGAGGAAGGAAGGGAGUUCCACAGAAUAGGUGCAGCCCUGGAGAAGUCUUGAAGGCGAGCAUCAGAGGUGGGGAUCUGGGCAGAGGAUAGGCGUAGGUCUUGGGCUGAGCGCAGGGGUCUCGACGGGACAUACUUGUGUAUGAGGGAGGAUAGGUAUGUUGGAGCAGCAUUAUGUAGGGAUUUGUAAGCAAGUGCCAGAAUUUUGAAUUGGGCCCUAUAUCUAACUGGAAGCCAAUGCAGGGACUGACAGAGCGUGGAGGCGUGGGAGGUGCGACCGGACAGGAAAAUAAGCCUCGCAGCCGCAUUCAUUAUAAAUUGCAGCAGUGCAAGCUGGGAACAUGUAAGACCGGUGAGAAGGGGAUUGCAGUAGUCAAGGCGAGAGAGAACAGUAGCAUGAACCAGUAUCUUAGUCGCGUUCGGCGUUAGAUAUGGGCGGAUGCGCUCUAUGUUCUUGAGUUGGAAGUGACAGGAUUUGGCUAUCGAUUAGACAUGGGGAGUAAAAGAGAGAUCAGAAUCAAAAAGAACACCUAGGCAGCGAGCCUGCGAGGUAGAGGUGAUAGUAGCGCCGUUGACUUGGAUGGAGACAGACACAGGAGUAGCAGCACUUGAGGGAGGAAAAACUAGAAGUUCUGUUUUGGACAGGUUGAAUUUAAGGAAGUGAGCAGCCAUCCAGUUGGAAAAAGCAGAGAGGCAGUCAGAAACACGAGUCAAGGUGGGUGGAGAGAGAUCAGGGGAGGACAGGUAGAUUUGCGUGUCAUCUGCAUAUAAAUGAUAUUGGAAGCCAAAGGAGCUGAUGAGUUUACCAAGGGAGGCAGUAUAGAUAGAGAAUAGUAGGGGGCCGAGGACAGAACCUUGGGGUACGCCGACAGAGAGGGGUUGGGGAGAAGAGGCAGAGCCAGAGAAAGAAACCCUGAAAGAGAGCUGGGCGAGGUAGGAGGAGCAUCAGGAGAGAGCAGUAUCCCGUAGACCAAAGUUAUGGAGAAUGUGAAGAAGCUGUUGAUGAUCAACAGUGUCAAAGGCGGCAGAAAGAUCAAGGAGGAUUAGGAUAGAGUAUUGGCCGCGAGAUUUAGCAGCAAUUAAAUCGUUGGAUACUUUAGUCACAGCAGUUUCGACAGAGUGACCAGCGCGGAAUCCAGACUGAAGGGGGUCAAGCAGAGAGUUGGAUUCGAGAAGGUCUGUCAAUCUGGCGUACACAACUCUCUCGAGGAUCUUGGAGGCAAAUGGCAGUAGCGAGAUAGGGCGGUAGUUGGAUGGGGAGUUGGGAUCAAGGUUGGGCUCUUUCAGAAUUGGGGUUACGGUUGCAUGUUUGAAGGGUGAGGGAAAUGUGCCAGAGGAAAGGGAGAGAUUGAAAAUGUUGGCGAGAGGGAGACAAAGUGCGGAUGAGAUGCAAGGGAAUACGAUCGAGGGAGCAGGUGGUGGGGCCGGAGGACAGGAGCAGAGCAGAAACCUCUUGUGCUGUAGCCGGUGCAAAUGAGCAUAGGAUGGCAGGGGAGUGGGGUUGGGUGAUGUAUUGAUAGGGGGUAGGAGAGAGAUUAGAGAUCUCUUUCCUGAUUGUAGAGAUCUUCUCAGUGAAAUGAGAAAGUUUGUGGCGGACAAGGUGGUGGUGGAAGGAGGGGGAGUCACAGGGCAAAGAAGAGCAUCAAAAGUGUGAAACAGGUGUUUGGGUUGAGGGGACAGUGUGCUUAUGAGGGUGUUGAAGUAGUUUACUUUUGCAGAGGAAAGAGCCAUGCUGUAGGAGCGCAGCAUAAAUUUAUAGUGGACAAAGUCAGAUGCAAAGUGAGACUUUCUCCAGCAGUGUUCAGCAGUUCUGGAACAUUAUAAUAAGAAAAUAUUUGUUAUGCUAUAGUGCUUUAUCCAAGAAAAUUGUGGUUGGGCAAUUGCAAUUUUCCUCAUUCAAUUGACUCAUGCAGCACCCUUACAACAGAAAAUUAAAGGGACACUAUUGCAUUACAGCCUAGUGAUAACUCCACUGGCCACUCCUCAGAUGGCUGCUAGAUGUUCUUGCUGGGGCAGUGCUGCCAUUCAGUGUCUCCACCCUCUGCAUGCAGACACUAAACUUUCCUCAUAGAGAUGCAUUAAUUCAAUUAUUCUCUAUGAGGAGAUGCUGAUUGACCAGGGCUGUGUUUAACUUGUAUUGGCUCUGCCCUUGAUCUGCCUCCUUGACAGUCUCAGCCAAUCUGAUGGGUAAGCAAUGUGCUUGACUCAGACCACCACUUCUGAUGAUGACAGCAGACAGAUCUGGGCUGAGGCAGCAGCUGCAGAUUUAAAUGCAAGUAAGCUUUUACUAUAUUUAGGGGGUGGGGGGUUGAGGACUAGAUGGUGGAAAACAUGCAAAGUACUGUUUUUAACCCUUUAAAGGGACACUAUAAUCACCAGAACUACAGCUUAUUGCAUUUGUUCUGGUGAGUAGAAUAAUUACCUUCAGGCUUUUUGCUGUAAUCACUGUCUUUUCAGAGAAAAUGCAGUGUUUACAUUACAACCUAGUGAUAACUUCACUGGCCACUCCUCAUAUAGCUGUUAGAGAUCCUUCCUGGGUCAUGGCUGCCUAAAAUGCAUCCAAACAUUCAAUGUCUCCACCCUCUGCAUGCAGACACUGAACUUUCCUAAUAGAGAUUCAUUAAUUCAAUUCAUCUCUAUGAGGAGAUGCUGAUUGACCAGGGCUGUGUUUGAAUCAUGCUGGCUUUGCCCCUGAUCUACCUCUUUAUCAGUCUCAGCCAAUACUAUGGGUAAGCAUUGUGAUUGGAUCAGGCUACCACUUCUGAUGAUGUCCGCAGACUGCUUGUUUUCCUGAGUCGAACAGUAUGCAGAGUUACAGCUUCAGGCUUGAAUACAGUACGAUUUUUACUAUAUUUAUGGAGGCAUGAGGGACACAGUGGGGGCUAGAUUGUGGUUUUAACACUAUAGGGUCAGGAAUACAUGUUUGUGCUCCUGACCCUAUAGUGAUCCUUUAACCCCUUAAGGACCAAACUUCUGGAAUAAAAGGGAAUCAUGACAUGUCACACAGAUUGUUGUAUUAUGUUAUCCAAUAUAGUAUCAAUUAUAUUUUGUAAUCAAUUGAUUUAAAAAAAAAAAAAAUAACCACAUUUUAAAUAUGUAGGCUUUACUAUGUUGAUUUGUAGCUGGUGCUUGGAAAUUAGUGUCUGAAUCAUUUUACAGAUUUGACACACUUCCUGCUGCAUACAUAAUACUCUUAUUUUUUGUACUAAGCAGAGCAAUUAAGUUUUUAUAGAUUAAAGGCUGGAGGGAGUUCCUCUUUAAUAGACAGCCUGUUUAGCCUUCUGCAAGAUAAUCAUUGCGCAAAUAAAACACUGUAAAAUUGCCUGACACUCCAUUACUUUUUAAAUGAGUACAAUCCUAUUUUAGCUGUUUUUUCCAAAUAUAAUAUAUUAUGAGGCUGAAUGUUAGUAUUCCAUACUCUUCAGGGAAAGACCAUAAUAAUAUUAAGUUUUUUGUUUUGCUUCACCCCCCAACUCCCAUGAUAUAUGGAUUUAUAACCGUGUUAACAAAAAAGUGUUUAAGACAAUCAUAUUUUCGCAGACUCUAGUUUGUCCGUGAAAUGUAACUCGGAGCUAUAUCCUAAGCAGUGUCCGUCCACCAAGACUUUGUAUGCAGGUUUGUUCUGUCAGGUUUUUACAUAAGUCAUACGAAACAUAGUGAACUAAUAAAACACAUUCUUAAUUCAAAAUAACAUGAAAGACAGUAUGUGUUUAAAUGAUGUAAUCUGAGAAGAAAUAGUUUACUGUACUUUAUACAAUAAUAGGAAUUGACUUAUUUAUUUACUCAAGUCACGCUUUUAGUGUUGCAGGGUAAGCCAAAAUUGAGAUUUAGUAACUGGCGUAACUUCAGCACAUGCCACUUGGUAAUGGGUUCUGUCGCGAGUGCAAGUGUAUGAUCUCGAAGAGCUACACUAUCAAAAUUAACCUUUUCAGUACUACAGCAGAGAAAUGCAGUGCACCCCCUGGGGCACUAAAAGUUAAACAAAGCAGUUUUCCUGGCACUGUAGGUUUCUAAGGUGCACCCCCCUCCCUUGCAACCGACCCCCACUUGCGGUGCUGAAGUGAUUAAAACCCCUUUUCAGUCACUCACCUGAAUCCAGCGCUGUUGUCUGUCGGCGCUGGGUCAGGCUCCUCCCACGCCGUCAGGCUGCGGGGUUGACCUAAUGGGGGAAAAAUCCAAAGGUCUGUUUUGUGUAAACCGCCACUGUUGGCAGACUUAGAGCUGCAAUGUAAACAUUUAAGUUCUUUGGAUUAGCAGUGUUUUAUAUUGCAGUACUAGGUGCAAAAGGGACACCGCAUCCAGACCACUUCAAUGAGCUGAAACUACAAUAAUUACAGUGUAGGACUAAUACUGCCUGUAGUGGCUAUCAAUCAGCCACCAGAAUACACUUCCUGGUUGCUAAAGGGCUUUAAAUCGCCUAACUGACGCUGAACAUCCUCACGCCUAAUGUGCAUGCCGCCCAUGCGCAUUAGCCCCCACCCCUGGUAAGUGAAAAACAUAUUUAUUUCAUGAGCUGCGGAGAAUUUGUGUCUGCAUUGAGGUGCCUAUUUCCAUCAAGGGGCUAGGUGUCUGUUUGGCUUUAUGCACAGGUGAAAAUCCUGCGGAUUACAUCUCAUAUUGCCAUGGCAAUGCUUGGAAUGCAUAUUAGUGUGUGUAUGUGUAUAUAUAUGUGUGUAUAUAUAAUAUAUAUAUAUAAAAAGUAAUGCCUCAGGGCACUGUUUUUUGUUUUUUCUUUUGUCAAUGUUGCAGUCUUCAGGACACAACACUUUGGCCACAUGAUCUCUAAAGGAGUUUUUGAACCCUAACAGAAAUCUAAAAAAUGCUUUUCACAUUAGUACAAGCACCUCCUACAACAAUAAUUUAGCAUAUUUAUUUAUUUAUUACUGGCAUUUUAAAAGUGCCAAGAUAUUCUGCAGUGCUAUACAUUAUAUGCAAGCAAAUACAAAAGGUAAAGAGGACUCUGCCCAUGAGCUGAGAUCUAGUCAUUGAAGCUUCUAUACAAUGUGCUUAGUUAGAGAGCGUGCAAGCUUUAAAUCUGUGGGAGAUUUAUUGCCUAAACAGAUUAAUUUCAUCUCAACGGAGGUGGGAAAAAAGUACCAAUAAAGCUGUAUUUUAAAUAAACAGUUGGGAUACGAAUUCAUGUGGACAUUUAGUGUGACUGGUUAAUGGAGCUAGGGAUCAUGGAUUUUAUUAUCCCUUUAUGGGCAUCCCUUAUCCCAAGUUGCUACCUUUCAGUGUGUGUUUUUUUUUUUUUCCAAGCAGUCCUCUCUUGAAUAUGGACACUUGAUUAAAUGUGACUAGAUGCUGUAAUGAACAGUGUAUUUACUCUUUAAACAGACCAGGUUUUGUGAUUGGGCUAUAUAAGAAGUCAUUGGAUUUCUUUUUUUCAGGUGAUUAAAAGAUUGUUGUCUACUUUGAACUGUAAUAUAAUAAAUUUAGCUGUUCAAAUGCUUCAGUGCUGUGGGAAACUGAAAGAUUAUUAAAACCUUGCAAUUUGAAAAUAGCGCUUUCAAUUCUAUGUUGAUAAAAGCUAAGUAAAUAUAGUGUGUGUGUGUGUGUGUGUUUUUUUUUUUGUUUUUGUUUUUUCAGGGUGAUAAAAUUUAAAAACACAGAAAUAUUUUGUGGCAUCUCGAUCUAUGGGUUUAGUUAAGGAGUCUCCACCCUUUUAAGCAUUCCACAUUGUUUGGUAAAGCCAUGUCAUCCCCACAUUACCUAUUUGGUAUUUUAGUGUUUAAUGGACUUCAGGAUCACAUAUCCAACACAUUCUUUUGAUGAUUCAUUACAAUAAAACAAAAUUGCUGUCUGACAACCAGGAAGGUGUGACUUUUUUGUAAAAUUGCCCAUUUCUCUUUCGUAUUCAUUACACCUAGCGUGCUUAAGCCAAAUGCUUUAGAUGCUUGGAGUGUUUUUUGGGUUUUUUAACACAUAGAAUAAUGUAAGCUGACCCUUUCAGCCAGUCCAAAUGAACAGAUCAGUACUAUUUAGUUUGACUUAUUUCUGUUUAUACAUUUUAAGGAAAUUUAGCUCACAUUUCUAAUUUUCUUAAUUGACUGAUAUUCACUAAGUAAAAGUUAUUUUUCCCUUGAUUUAACUAAAUAUUUCUAGAACAAAGGUUAAAGUGGAUUAUUUAACUGAGCACUUCAUUUUAGUUUAUUUUGACAUCUUUACAAAGCAAAGCCAGAAAAUUAAAUCACAUUGUUUUAAAUCAUUAAUUUAGUUUUUUAUUGAUUCUACCAGUGCUGGACCUAAGGGCGACAACAUUUAUGAAUGGAGAUCUACUAUUCUUGGACCUCCAGGAUCUGUAUAUGAGGGAGGUGUAUUUUUCUUGGAUAUUACGUUUUCUUCUGAUUAUCCAUUUAAGCCACCAAAGGUAAGCACUUUUUAAAUCUUUAAUUGGGUUGUUGAAUUUUCGGAAGCUGAUGAGCUUUCUUUUAUAUUAACAUCUACACCCUCAUGCUUAGUUUUUGUGUGAGCUAACCAGCAAUCCGGAUGAUUCACUGUGACGUGAUAUUUUGCAUUCAAAGGAACAUCAGUGGAAGCAGAUUCUCCCAACAGAAAGAUCCAUGUAUAUGUCGUUUUUAUCCGCUCAUUAACCACUUGCGGGUAGAAUAACCUGAUUUAUACCGUUCUCCAGACUAGAUUUUUACAACAUAACUAGAGUAGCUAGUUAAGAAAAUGGCAUUUUUUUUGUAUAUCUGCAUUGCUUCAAAAGUUAAAUUUUUAAAAAGUUAAAAUGUGUUCAAUGAGGUUCCACAUCUUUGCAAUGGAAUGUUUGGUACCUGUGGCUUCUUUCCCCUGCUCUCUUGUAAUAUCCCAUUGUACAGCGCUGUGGAAUAUGUUGGCGCUUUAUAAAUAAUAUAAUGAAGCUGCUUCAGUCCAGAUAUAAUCAAUUCUGAUGAACUCUGGCAAUCCAGUUCUUUCCCUUAGGAAAGCAUUGGAAGGCUAUUGGGCAUGUGUGGCAAAUCGCGGUGCCAAUCGGCAUAUCCUUAUAGGGAUGCAUUGAACCAAUGCAUGUCCAUGGGGAACAUUCAGCAUCUCCAUGCUUAGCGUAGAGACACUGAGCCCCAGUGCUGCAUACUGUGUAACACUGACACAGGAAGCACCUCUAGUGGCAUUCUGACGCCCACUAGAGGUUUAAUUGGCCAGCCGUGUAAACACUUUCUUUUCUCCAAAAAGGCAGGGUUUACAGUACUAAGACUGCAGGGACAGGCUAUAGAUUUCAGAACCAGUACAUUAAGAUGUAGUGGUUCACGUGACUAUAGCGUCCCUUUAAAAGGAGAAUUGUUGGAAAUUCUAAGUGAAUUUAAAAUUUAAGGCUAAAAUAGAUGAAUUUGAAAAAUUCUUAAUCUUGUAUGCUUCCAGUUUGAUAUUUUUGCUUUUAAUUUGAAAUUCUUUGAGCUCCUGACAUUUCUCACUUUGGUGAUUAAUCCUUUUAGGGUCUUUAUUCCUCUGUCAAGACUCCUAGUUUCCGGGAAUGUCAGCUCAGGCUGUGCGGUCAGUGGCUGAACUGUGUACCUGCACUGUUAAAGUAAUUUUUUAGAACGGGGGAAUCUUGGCAAAGGAGUCAGAUACAUGGUUCAGAAUUGAGCAAAAUAUUUUAUUUUUCUAAAAUCUACAGAUGCGUUCAUCCCAAAAUACAGUAUAUCAUUGAAGCCAAAACAGCAUUUGCAAUAAAAUUAGGUUGGUCCCUAUAGUGUCCUUUUAAACAGAUUUUUAUGGGUUUGGAGGCUGCUAAUAUAUUAAAGUUUUUGGUUGUUUUUUUUUUUUGAGCCAUAGACAGUCAGAUGUGAAAAAAGGUGGGGUAUAUCAAGCCAUGCUUUCUAGAAUGAACAUAUUUGUUUACUGACAUUUAUUAUUUAAGGCUACAUCAGUACUGUUAGUCAAAUAAAGUGUGUGUGAAAAUUUGUUCUGUUCAGCUUAUUUUUGCUUUUCAGUUUUAAAACUAAAUAUUAUUUAAAUAGGAGUUUGUGCUUUGUUACUCUAUCAAUUAUUCUAAGUUCAGCUCUUUGUAUUUGGAAGCCUGCAUAAAGAGAGCAUAACUAGACAAGGAGAAAGAGCGAGAAAGUCCAUGCCUGCACUGAAAUGGAUUGUGGAUGGAUAAUUUAUAAAUCUUACAUUUAAUUGAAAACAGAGCAUCACAUGAAAAAAGGUUUACACAAGUUUAUACAUUUUCAAUGUUUUAAAGGGACAUCAUAGUCACCAGAACAACUACAGCUUAUUGCAUUUGUACUGGUUAGUAUAAUCAUUCCCUUCAGGCUUUGUGCUGUAAACACUGUCUUUUCAGAGAAAAUGCAGUGUUUACAUUACAGCCUAGUGAUAACUUCACUGGCCACUCCUCAGAUGUCUACUAGAGGUGUUGCACAAUGUCUCCACCCUCUGCAUGGAGACAUUGAACAUUUCACAUAGCGAUGCAUUAAUUCAAUGUAUCUCUAUGAGGAGAUGCUGAUUCGCCAGGGCUGUGUUUGAAUUGUGCUGGCUCUUCACUUGAUCUGCCUCCUUUACAGUCUCAGCCAAUCCAAUGCUUUCCUAUGUGAAAGCAUUGUGAUUGGCUCAGAUCAUAACUUCUGAUGAUGUCAACCAAGUAGGCAGAUCAGAGGCAGAGCCAGCAGCAGCAGACUGGAAUAAAUGUAAGAUUCUAUUAUGUUUAGGGGGAAAGGGAGACUGGGGCUAGAUAGUGUUUUUAACACAAUAAAGUCAGGAAUACAUGUUUGUGUUCGUGACCUUAUAGUGUUCUUUUAGUUUUCAGAUAAGGGACGGUGUGAGAAAUUGUCUUAUAAGAAAGCCAGAAUCUAGGUUCAUUGUGUGGUCACAAAAUGAUGACUCUAUGCUUGCUGCUUUUUGGUAGAGAAGGUAUGUGUGGUUAUGUACACUCCAGCUUCACUCAUUUCUUUAAUGCAUACUGCACUGCUGAAGAAAAUUCUGAGCACAACUGUGGCAUCAUGGGGCAGCAAAGUCCCCCAUGAUGCAAACAACUUCAGCAGAGGUAAGUUGUAUUUUAAAUACUGUGCCCCAUUACUUUUAUUUACUGGAGUGACCUCUCGAACAGUGACAGUUUCUCUUUAGCGUUUCAGGAUUCAUAGUAUUUACGGCCAGGUCUGCUACACAAAUGAACGUGACUAAAGUAUAACUUAUUAGGAGAUUAUGGGACAUGUACCGCUGUCCUCUUUUCUUUGAUAGUGUUUCCAGUGUGGGGGACAUAUCACAUAUCCCAGAAAAGCAUAUGUUGGUUUGCUAGGCCUGCCUGCCUGCCUGCCUGCACUAAACAGCUCUCCAUAGAAUGCAGAGUUUUAUUCCGCUCCAGAAAAAUGUUGUUUCCAUUAACUUGUACAGGGAACUCUAUUUGCAUUUUUCAUGUAUGAAGCUACUCAUGGCUGGAUCAGUAGCACACUAUACAGCUCACAAUAAAAUAUCCAGAUAGAAUAUUACAAUCUGUUGUGUUUUAGUGAAUUAAGAUUGCACAGUCUCCUAAAAAGUGUUAAGCAAUUAUUGAAGUGUUAUAAAGGAUAUAUGUUUAAAGGACACUAAUAAUAACUUCAGCUCAUUAAAGUUGUUACAGUGCCUUGAAUAUUUCCCCUCUUCUCCUGUCCUCCAGUAUUUCACCAGUUUAAAGGCUUGAAAGUGCUGCUUCAAGCCCUCUGAAUAAGAGAGCCGGGACACUUUAUUCCCAGCUCCCCUAUCCAGUCAUAUGUGAUGUCAGUCACGCAUGCAAAGUCAUUCACAGCUUGUCAUACAGAAUCAUUAUAUGCAGUGAUACUCUGACAAGAUUAUGUUGGCAGAUCCUGAUGAUUGCCACAAUUGCACCUACGGCCCACAAUGCUUCUACAUGAGAAGCAUUUGUUUCUCCCAGCACCCUGGAGGGGAUGCCUCCAGGAUGACUUUGCUGGAGGUGGAAUGGGCAGCAACGUAGUAUUGAUAUUGGAGAAAAGGUUAUUAAAAGUUUUUAUUUUUAUAUUUUCUACUGCGGGACGGGGGUAGAGGGUUAUAGGAGUCUAUAGCGUUAGGAAUACAGGUUUGUAUUCCUAACACUAUAGUGUUUCUUUAAGGCUGUCCUGAAAGAGCAUGCAAUUUUAGCUUUUGGUUAAAAGUGAUCAUGAGAGAAAGUAGUGGACAGUUAAAGGGGUAAAAGGGCACAAACGAAAAUGUAUUUCUGAGGAUUUUUUUUUUUUUUUUUUUUGUACAAUUGUCAAGCAAGAAACUAUAAAUGCUGGUGCCUCUUUAGUGCUUGAGAUUGUAUAUAUGCAAACUGUUACAUAUAACCCCAUACCUUUCUUUACUUUUUUGUAUGAAAUAGAAAAUGCAUUGUGCAUUGUGCUUAUUAAUAUUUCUGAAAUACAAUUCAAGAAGGCAUUCUAAUUAUAAUAUAUUUGCUUGAUUUCAGGUCACUUUCCGCACCAGAAUCUAUCACUGUAAUAUCAAUAGCCAGGGAGUAAUCUGCUUGGAUAUUCUUAAAGACAACUGGAGCCCAGCGUUGACUAUUUCAAAGGUUUUGCUAUCUAUUUGUUCCCUUCUGACAGACUGUAAUCCUGGUAAGUAAAACUAGAUUAUAAUGCGUGAGUACAUCCAGGAAUGAGAAUAUUAAAUUGAUUUUAUAUGAAGGUAAAUCUUAUUACAAAUUGAUGUAUAGAAGCAGUAAUAUACAGUUAGGCCUAUUCCUUAAAGGGGAUCACCUGGAAGUGACUUUUAUUUAUUUAUUUUUUAUUUCACGGUUUAUAAAUACCCUUAAAAUGAAGUAAAUGCUUUUAUUUCAAAAUAAAUAUUUUUUAGUAAAGUUCUGAGAUUUAUUUAUACGGUGUAGUUUUGCCAAUUUAGGAGCUUCUCAUUCUGGUCUAAAUUAGUGCUAUAGGAAUCUGUUUGUACAACCUGUGGCGUUAUGUGUAGCACCGUGUUAGCAGGAGGGAACACACAAUCUGAAGAAAAACUGUUGAAAGGAGUAAAGCAGAAAUUUAUUAUGUGCAAUUUGAAAUUGCUGUUUUCAGUUUUUCUUUUUGUUUUUUAUCUUAAUCAGACAAAUUUUUGAGAUAUUUGGUAGGUGGAUGAAAAUGUUUGGUAUAAUUGUGAUUAGGGUUGCACUGAAAUGAAAAUUCUGGGCCGAAACCAAAAAUUCAGGAUGCCCUUGGCCGGAAACCGAAAAUGACUUUUCCCCCCAAACGAUUUGUGUAGGUUAUGUAGUGUGUGUAUGGAAUAUAGUGAGGUGUGGGAAAUGGAUGUAGUGUGUGUAUGGAAUAUAGUGAGGUGUGGGAAAGGGGUGUAUGUGUGUUAGGGAACACGAUGUGGUGUGUGAUAGGGAUGUAGUUUGUAUGUGUGUAGGUUAUGUAGAGUGCGUGAUGUGGUGUGUGAUAGGGGUGUGGGGUGAUGGGGGUGGCAGAGUAAGGGCAGGAGGGGGUGACAUGGCAAGGGAGGGGGUGUCUAGUGGCAGAGUGUGGGAGGGAGUGGGUGACAGAGUGACUGGUGACAAUGACUGAGGGAGAGGGGUGACUAGUGACGGUGAGGAAGGGUGUUUAAAAUACCUUAUUUACAUUUUUUUGUUUCCCUGGUGUUCCAGUGUCCUGGCUGCAGACUGUGCUCUCUCCCCAGUCUGCAGCUCCGCCUGGUGUGAGCUGCAGACUGUGCUCUAUCUCGUGAGCCCCAGAAGUCAGUGUUGCCAUGGCAACCCGCGGCAACGCUCUGAUUUGCCAGAGAUCGCGAGAUACAGCACAGUCUGCGGCUCACACCGGGCUGAGCUGCAGACUUUACUGGCUCUCUCCCCGGGCAGAUGGGAGGGGCAUCGCACCCGGCGACAGACAGGGCAAGCCGCUGGGCCCCCUCCCGAUGUCGGGGCCUCGGUCAUGACCGGUUACUCUGCCCUAUUUUCGGCUUAUGUAACCCUUUUUUAGCCGAAAUGGGAUAGGCCCAUUUUGGGCAGGAGAAAUUCUGGUGCAUCCGUAAUUGUGAUAUCACAUUAGCAAAGAAUGCAAUGUUUAUAUUGAUUAACAAAUGUAAAUAGCAAGUUGUCUUUUAUCAAGGAAGAUUAGUUUCACUUGUGAUCUAUUCUAAAAAAACUGAUUUGCUUGAUUGAGUACACUUUUGACUGUUGUAAGUUAUGUUUUUACGUUUAUAAUUUCAGUAGAGAACAGAUGGUGAAUGUUUAAUGUGCAUAUUAAAGUAACCCAAGCUGCCAAAUGUGCUCUAUGUACCUAUGUAAGAAAUAUUUGUGGUUUAAAUACAGGUCUAAAGGGAUUCUAUUCUAUUCUACAAAAAAUUAGUAAUUCCUUUCAAGAGGUUAAAACUAUAAAUGUAGCCGAGGAGGUUGCGCUCAUCACAUCUACUAUAGUGGCUGUCAUGGGCAGGCAGAAAAUAUUAUUGAGAUAUAGAUAUGUGUGCAAAUAUAGAUAUUAUUUUUCAAUACAGCAUGAAUAAUAUUUUCCAAUUUUCUUCCCUUCCAGCGGAUCCACUGGUUGGAAGCAUAGCCACUCAGUAUUUGACCAACAGAGCAGAACAUGACAGGAUAGCCAGGCAGUGGACCAAGAGAUAUGCCACAUAAAUUCAUUGUGAAAGAGUAAAAGGCAUCUGUACAAUGUGCAACAAAUCUUUAUAGCCUUUACAAUAUGGACUUCUGUGUAUAUGUUAUACUGAUUCUACUCUCUGCUUUUAUCCUAUGAAGACUGGUAUACUGCCCCACAAGGUAAAUGCUAUGAAGAGUAGAACUUUGUAGCUGUAGAUUAGUAAUGUUAAAAUGCCUACUUGCAAGUCUUGCUUCUUUGGGAUAUCAAAUUGUAUUUUGUGAUGUACUAAGGAUACUGUUCCAAACCAAAUAUUAUAGUGCAUUUUAGCCUAAUUCAUUAUCUGUAUGGCGUUAUUAAAGUUAGCUGUAGAUUACUAGAAAUUGUCAUUUGUAUUAAACCCAGAAAUAUUUCCAAUUAUGUGGUACACGCUGUUGUGAAAACUGUUUUAUCUUUGUCAGUUUGUACUGAAAGGAUUUCCUUUUAACCCUUUGUAGCUCAGAGAGCACCCAAUGUAUUAUCCCAAACACAAUAAACUUGUUCCCUAAGGUGUAGUUUCUUUGUUUUCAAAUGUGAAUUGAUUAAGCAAGAUACAAUGGGUAUAAAAUGGAAGCACCAAUAAUGUUGGUAUAGAAGUGUUUCCAAG